GGGCGGAGUCACGGAGCGCAGGCCCGAGACCGGCAGGUGGGCGGGAGCGCGCGGCCGACACAGAGACAGCACUAGAGACAGCUCGGGAGAGCUCUACAGUCAGAGCGGCAGAGACAGCUAGGGAGUGGCAGCCAGGGGAGAAGGAAAAAAAAAAAAAGGAGCGAAGAAGGCAGCUCGUAAAAGGGACAACGGUAAUAGAGGGAGAGGCUAUCAGGUAAUGAGAGAGACAGCCAAAGCAAGGAAGAGACAGGCUGGGAGAGAGGUCAGUCUAGGAAGAACCAGUGUGACAAGUGACAUUAAUCACUGGACAGGAGGUAAAGACACAGGUGGGGAAAAGUAGCUGUCAUAGAGACAGACUAUGACAUAAAGAGAGAGCCAGCGAGCCACAGAGAGACUGUCACUGGACAACUAUUGAUUACCUUAGGGCACUGGCAUGCUUGGUAAGAGACAGUCAGCCACUGAGUGAGAGAGACAGUCUGUGUGAACCAAGAGGGAGCAGUGAAGAAGAAAGGUAGGAGCUCACACUGAGAGCUUUUCUAAGACAGCUUGGCAAAGGCCUGGGCUGUGAGACAGCUUUAUAUCUGUUACCUUGUAAUCCAGGGUUUUGGGGUAACCAAAGAAGAAGGAAAUGAAGAGCAAGUGACAGAAGAGUGACUGCACGUUUUCCACCUACCCAGCCACCUAACCAGACUUCAUCAGGCAGAAAGCACCAUGUCAGCUCCCCGGGUCCAGAACAAGCUGUCCAGCACAGAGCGCGCCGUCAGAGGUACCAUAUGCAUCAUUUACAAUAGCCACUAGCACAACAUCACCACGUUGGCAUCUCCUGGCACACCACACUUGUACUACACCACCCUAAAUAUUUCAGAAUUACACUGGCACCACUAGAGCAGUUGCCAAUACAACCUUUUAUUACAAAAACUAGUAAUGUAACUAUUACCACCCGGAUAUCCAAAUGCAACCAUAUCCAAAUAUUGUUGGACUACAGCACCCAUAAUCCAAGAGAGGCCAACAAUUGUCUGCCAUUGCUUAUCCAGGCAUUUCCUGCUAGAAACAUUUUUCCAGAACCCUUUUGUAGAUCCCUUGAACACUACCAUCACAGCUACCCUUACACAUUGUUACUUACGACUGGUUCUUACCAUUAUUACAACCUAGAUCUAGCAAUUUAGAGUUAAGAAACGUAUUUGUAUUAUUCAUUCUAUGUAUAGCAGUGGUUCCCAACCUUUUCGUGAUCAAGGUACACAUCAUGGCAAUCAAACGUUCCCAGGUACAGCUACUUGGUUUUUAUUUUUACCUCCAUCAGCUACUUAUAAAAUAUCACAUUUGCUUGAAGCCUUAAUAGAGAGGUGUACACCCUUCUAGCCACAUUAACAUAUACAGUUUAAUGAAUUGCCAUGUGGGAAUACUAAUUUUAUUAAUACAAUAAUACAAGUAGCUGCACAGAUUGUGAAAAUAGCUAAAAUGUGAUGGGAAAAUCCACUAAACCCAUUAUAAAAUCUCAAACAGAUUAUGGUUUAGUCCACCACCAAAUAAGCAUUGCUAUACUGUGGUAGAUGCAUGGUUGGCUUUUAACAUUGUCACCCAUGCCAUUGUAAACCGUAAAGGAAUGCUAAUUUAUUUAGAGGCAUAUUUUCUUUCUUGUGCACAUCUGCAGCAUAUUAUUUGUUCUUGCAAAUAGCUUCUUGAUGCAAGUGAUUUUUUUUUCUCUCUGUUGCAAAUCUCUUCAUGCCUUUUAGGGUGACAAGUACUGUACAUAGAAUCACAGACUCAGGAUGGCACAGUGGGACAAUGCUUUGUGGCCAUUCCCCACAGGUUGAAUUAGAGUUGUAGGAGAGCUGAUGGAUGCCUUUCUCAAAAGGCUAUAAGGAAAUUGACCCUUUCUAUUGGAUUUUAGAAAAUAGAGAGAAAAUAUAGUCCUUUUUAUUAUCCCAAUGAGUGGCUUUAAAAGAUUACCCUUUGGGAUUCAGGAUGGCAUCUUCCUGCCACAUGGUCGAUGGAAGUUAGCUUUGGGACAUGUAGUAUAGCCUUCCUGCCUCAAGGUGACAUGGCAAAGUCUGUCUGUGACAUUCAAACAGAUCAAGGGAUGACAGGUCUGUCCUGUUGUGACACAGAGUGAAAUGUAUAUGUUAUGGAGUUAGUCACUCCCAUCACAUGUCACAGUAACACAGUCUCUCCCCUUUGCCCUUUUUAACUGCUGUCAUCAACAGACCUUUAUGGGGUAUUCAGGUCCAGCACUCGAGAUUGAUUUCUCUCUAUUUAAAUAUACAGGAAUGUCCUGAAAGGUACUUGCUUUGUGAGCUGAAAGCCUCACAAUUAACUAUAUGACUGAUAUAUUGUGCUUGUGUACAGGCAUUUUAUUCUAUCAUGAUGCUUUCAAAUUAGAUUACUGCACACAUUUGUUUUGAGGCGCUAUGAUCCUUAUCGUUUCAUAUUAUGCACGUAUUGAUAACAUUCAUUGUGGGUAUGUUAUUUAUGUGUAACUGAUCCCCUCUUUACCGAAAGGGUGAGGUGUAAAUGUAUUCAGGGUCAGUGCCUGUAUGUAUUAGUGCAAGAAUGUUAUGUGCAGGGUAAGCGAUCAUCUCUCUGCUCCUGAUCAGGGGAAUCUCCCUCCCCCUCCUCCUGACACACUAAUAGGAUUUCCUGGCCUCCUCCCCCACACGUUGGCUUUGCACUGAGGUGUGUGCACGCGUGGUAUUAGAGUCUCUGUCCCCAUCUAAUCCUCCUCCUGGUGGGACUGAUGCAGCAUGGGGACAGGUAACCGCAAGCCAACCCAUGACAGGGACACCCCCUCAGGGGGACAGGCUGAUGAAAAAGAAAGCUUCCAAGUCACAAUGCCUCCUGUGCCCCCAGAUGCUGCAAGGGAAGCCAUUGGUAUGGUCUAAAUUUAGGGGCUGGGUAGUGGGUAUAUGACUUCACUAUCCCCUUUAUCUUUUAAUCAUCAUAAGCAUUAAAUAAGAGUAUGUCAUUGAUGUUGUUAAUCGUGCCAUAAUUGUGACCGCACAUUGAUCCUGAGAAUUCCACUUUAGAACAUUCUGUUCCCAGCACAGACACUUCUGUAUAUCACUGAUAGUUAUCAGAGCACUUUGAUCAUAGCAUUAAUGAAUCGCUUGAAUGCACUGGUACCAGUGGCAUACACCGGCAAGAGGCAGGCCUGCUAAUUACGGAGUUCUUCCACUCUGCAUACAGUGAAAUCAUUAAUGUCACACUGGUGUGGUGCAAGUGUAAGAACAAGGCUGCUGCUUCCUUGUUACACACAUUUUUGAGCAUCUUAACAUUUUAAUCCAGUAGCAUACAUUAGGGAUAGUAAUUAUUGCAUUUUUUUUUUUUUUUUUAUUGAUUCUCGGUUUAAAUGUGUUUUCUAGCCAAAUUUAAUCUUGCACUAAACCAGUAAGUUUUAAAAUAACUUGAAACGGAUGAAUUAAUGUGACAGACGUACAAAAUAAGCUAUGCAUGAAACAUUGUUAAUGUAGAGUUCUUAGAGCAGAGUUGUAGAGUUAGUCAUGCACUAGUCUUGGAAAUGCCAGCUGUGAUUCAGGUAUCACUUCUCAUUUAAAUCCUGAAAAGGAAAAUUAUGAUUUUGUAAAUUUUGAAUCGGAUAAAUUCUUUGGAUCGAAUUAGAAUUCACUUUAAUAUUGUGAAGAGUCAUAGGACUCAGUUUGUGGCACUCUGAGACUGCCGUUUGAAGAUGUAAUGAUCUUUGUUUGUUAUUUUUUCAAGUGGUAUUCAGGUCCAGCACUUGAGAUCCUGACAUUUUACUUUGAAAGCUGUAAGUGAAUUUAAAAUUAAAGGCCAGAUAAGCCAAUCUGAAAGGAUAGCUGACUUUGCCAAUUUUUCCAAAUUUCAUAUUUUGGCUUUACGUUUGCUUUGAAUUCUCACUUUAGAUAAUAACCCUGGUCAUCAAGUAAACCUUUUGUGGCUCAUGUGAGCUCCUUAGCUAAACUUUUUGCUUUAAACCAAGAAGUAUGUUAGAUAUAUUAGGUCACAAAAAGGAAUUGUCAUUGCAUCUAUUAUUGGCCAAUACUGGCCUGUCUAAGGUCUUGCAGCUUCACCAUGCAACUAUUUAUACAGAACAAUAAUUGAGAAAUUUAUCAAUGCAAUUUCAGCCCGAAGUCUGUCAGAUAUUAUACUCCGUUGCACGUUUUGCUCCCUAAUCGCCAUGUUUGAAUAUGCGUGCCCAACAUGACUACAAAUUUGGAGGUUUUGUAAAUGGAAAUGUCUGUGACGUGUGCUUUAGUUUGUACACUUGCAGGCAGUCUGCAAGGGAAAGUUACAUUACAACUCCUUCCCUUCAUUCAUUAGGCCCUCCCCGCAUUUCUUUUGCGCGGUUUGUUGUUUUAAUAUAUCCUUCUCCCCUGUCCACCCCUACUCUCUGGUCAGCGCCAGGAGCUUCGCCCAGCUCUGUGUGGCAUAAAAGUUUUAAAACCUUUUUUUUUUUUUUUUUUUGAGCAUUUCGCCGUGGGGGAACCUAUUAGUAAUGCGGAAUCAUGAAGAAGGUUUACAGUAUCCCUUUAAGAAAACCUUCACGUAACUUAGUAACUUUAAUACGAUCAAAAUAAUGUAAUUUAACUCCCACUUUUUUGGAGCUCUUUGGUAACUAUCUCCCUAAAUUUUGAAUAAAGGUACACACUGUGAAACUGACAUUAGUGCAUGUGAUGUCAUGUAACAUUACCCACUCCGAUUAGGUGAUACACUGCAGAGCUGGACCUGUUUCCUGUAAGUUGCAACUAAAUAUACAGUGUACUCGGGUUCAGACAAUGUUAUCAUGCUCUCUAUAUUCAUUUUAUUUACUUACAGGACUACGUAUCUAUUGUCACAAUAUUUUGGGGGGUAGGUGAGUUGAGACAUUUAAUACAUUUUUUUAAAGUGUUCAUUUUGUAUAUUCUCAUUGGAGCAUAUACUAGUAUACAAAUGCCAAUAUAUGAGAUAUUAGCAAAGUAUUGUAUGAACAUUAGGUAACCUGAAGGGGGCUGCAUGAGAUGUGGUUGUUGCUCUUGAGAAGUGUAUGUGCUGCAAUGUAUGGUGAUGCAUUAGGUAAUAGAUUCUACAUAACCUUAUCCUGACUCUGCAAACAUUUUUAAUUUCCCUUAGUACUUUUAUUCACACAUUGGGCUAAAACAUUUACCCAACAAAAGUGGCAUUUCAAGUGGGCAUAAACAUUACCUGUUGACUUUCUACUAUAUCCAGCCAAACGUGUCAUGUGACAGUCAUAUAUUUUUAUUUUUUUUUGCAGUAGGAGAAUUUCAUUGUAUUUAUCACAUAACUGCGUCUUUCUAUUUUGUAGCUUCUGUAAUUUCUCUUUAUAUACACAUAAUUGCUUUUCUGAUUAAAGGCACACUCCAUGCGCCAUAACUGCUACAGAGUGAUAUAGUGAUUAUGGUGCCAAGAGUGUCCUCUCGCCCUCCAAUGUAAGUAGUCAUACUGUUUUAGAAGGGCUUCACUUCUUACCUUGGGUCUGUCAGAUGCCACACCAUACAGCAUGAAGCUCUCUUCACUGAGCUAAGCCUGGAGGUAUUCACUGGCAGACAGCAAUCAGCUGACACUCAGCCUGUAAGCUCGCCUUGCACAGCUGGGCUUAAAACCCCAAGUAAGAAGGAAAAUUGAUACUAAGCUGUUUCAUUACUAACGUUGGGAGGGCACCAGGGAAAUCCAGGCACCAUAUCUACUGCAGCAUGCUGUAUUGAUUGUGGUGCUUAGUGUUCUUUUAAUAGCAUGUGUUUGUUUGUUUUUAUUUAUGGUUUAGGAGUCAAACAGGUACUGUUAGUAGCUGUAUAUCUAAUCCAUGUUAAAUAUCCAGCAUUUAUAUCGCACACAACAUAUAUCAAUAACCCACAUGCUACCAAUAGUAGAUACAGUAUCCAUCACACUUUAUAUCACCAUGCAAUAUACUCAUUUUAUUAUUUAACUCAUACUUCAUUCACCACUAUAUUGUGUCAUAAGAAGCCCCUGACUUAUUCACUGUUGGCCCACAUCAGUUGAUUAUGCCAUUUUCCUUAGCACCUGCAUCGAUAUGCAUUAUCUUUUCUUCCUUACAGUGGAUCUCAGUAUCUGAGCCCCUCCAUUUUGUUUUCCUCUGUCCAUGAAACCUGCAGAUUGCCCUUCUGUCAGAUACUUUUGAUGGAUUGAGGGUAAAUUAGCAACCAAAGUGGAACUUUAUUUGAUCUCUGCCAUAAAAGUAAGGUAAUAUUUGUUAAAAUAAAUAAUCUAGGAGAAAUAGAUGGAUAAAAAAAUGACUAAAGCAGCUGCCACUGUUUGUUUAUUUUUUUUCCCCUGCUAUCCAACUUCCUCCCUCCUUGACUGUCCAUUUUAUUUGUAUUUUUACGGAUGUCUAUUUGUAAAGUUAUACUUAUGGGAAAAUAUUGACUGUUAUCUUAUGUAGCAGGUUAACAAAAGUUGACAAAGGGUGUCCCUUUGGUCUAGCUUCACAUCCUUUGCCAACUUUGUCAUUGGAUGUCAAGUCAACAUUCUCCAGUGUCACGUUAUGUCUGAUAGCAGCACAUUGUUGACUUGCAUAAUCAGGAGAGUCAAUUGUGGUCUGUGUAAGUACUGGACAUGUGCUUCAAGGGCAAAGGACUGCAUUUUUGGGCGUCAUCAUCUUAGACACUAAGAUGGCAGUGCUGUAAAAGACCUGGUAAGACUGGUACACUGAAUAAAAAGGACAGUUGUACCAGUGCUGUGUCCCAUGUUUUAAAAAGGUGCGGGUGGGGAGGAGGGGAGUUGAGAGGAGAGAUUGGGCCCAAAAAGUCUGUCCUCCUGUUUCCCUCAAAAGCACAAUUUUAGAUGUUUAUCUGUUUUUUCAGUAGGUCUAACAUACGCAAUUGUACUUCUGUGAACAUUGCCUGCCAAUCUUCCAUUUUUGAAGGGGUGCUUGAAGAGUGACCAAAGAAAAUGUUAUAAAUGUUUAAAACACAUUUGCUCCUGGGACUGAUCCUUUAACUAUUAAAACCCACCAUUGUUGCAUAAUCAGUGUAUUCAUUUGGAGCAGAUCCUUUAAUCAUGGCUAGUGAGAACAUUAAUUUACCCAAUCACAGAGGGGCAGAUAUACGUUUAUUUUUAUUAUUAUUAUUGCCAUUUAUAUAGCGCCCACAGAUUCCGUAUUUAACUAUAAAUAGGACAGUUACAAGAAAACUUACUGGAAUGAUAGGUUGAAAAGGACCCUGCUCAAAUGAGCUUACAGUCUAUAGGAGGUGGGCUGUAAAACACAUUAGGACAGGAAAUCGCAAUCAAAUAAGGUGGGAGUGAAGCAGAGCUGGAGGAGAGAGUAGAGUGCUGCGCUUCAGGAGAGCGCAAGAGACAGGUAUGUAAGGUAGAGGUUACUCUGGGAGGCCAUGAAGACUAGGGGAGAGUCUGAUGGCAGUAGGCAGGCUAUUCCAUACUUUAUUCUGGCCUCACCUUGAAGCGCAUGUCCAGUACAUAGGAAGGAAGCCGCCCGCAAGAAGUCCUGCAAGCAUGAGAGGGCAGCAGACAGGAGAAGGUCACGGGCAGAGUGGAGAGACUGAGAAGGGGCAUACCUAUUGAUCUGUGAAGAGAUAUAAGAGGGGCUAGAAUUGUUUAGUGCUUUAUAGUUAUGGGUUAGCACUUUGAAUUGACUCCUAUAGGAUACAGGAAGCCAAUGUAAGGACUGACAGAGGGGUGAGGUGUGAGAGGACCUACUAGAGAGGAAAAUCAGUCUGGCGGCAGCAUUCAUUACAGACUGUAGCGGGGCAAUGUGGCUUUUGAGAAGACCAAUUAGGAGAGGGUUACAAUAAUCCAAUUACUAGAGCAUGGACAAGCUCCUUGGUAGCAUCUUGCAUAAGAAAGGGGCGGAUGCCGGCUAUGUUUUUAAGAUGGAAUCUACAGGAUUUGGCAACAUACUUGAUGUAAGGCUCAAAGGUGAGGCCAGAAUAAAGUAUGAUGCCAAGACAGCGCGUUUGCAAGGAUGUGGAUACCACGAACUUAAAGGGAGAGUGAAAGUGAAGGAUCUUUAUUCGAAGGAGGAAAGACAAAGAGCUCAGUUUUAGAGAGAUUGAGUUUCAGAAAGCGGGAGGACAUCCAGUCAGAUGGCAGAAAGGCAAGCAAUGACAAGUUGCAGGACGGCAGGGGAGAGGUCCGGGGAGGGGAGAGAUAUUUGGGUGUCAUCAGCCUACAGGUGGUAGUGGAAUCCAAAUGAGGUAAUACAUUUGCUAAGAGAGUCAGUAUAAAGAGAAAAUAGAAGGGGUUCAAGCCUUGGGGGACUCCAACCGAGACCGCACGAGGGGAAGAGGUGUCAUUAGAAAAGGAGACACUGAAUGAGCGUUGGGAGAGAUAAGAGGAAAACCACGAGAGGACCGUCACAGAGACAGAAUGAUUGAAGAAGGAGAACAUGAUGAACGUUGUCAAAGGCAGCAGAGAGGUCAAGAAGAAUUAGUAUGGAGUAGUGGUUUUUGGAUUUAGCUACAAUUAGGUCAUUAGUAACUUUGAUAAGAGCAGUCUCAGUUGAGUGGAGAGGGCAGAAGCCAGACUGAAGAGGGUCAAGGAGAGAGUUGGAAUUGAGGAAGCGAGACACACGGGUAAAGAUAAGCCUUUCCAAAAGCUUUGAUCUACGUAUGGUUGAGAGAGAGAACGGCAAGGAGGGGAGAAUUCUUUCCUUAGCUGUUCCAUCUCGUCAGUAAAGUAGCAUGCAAAGCUAUCUGCUGUAAGGUUAUUUUGGGGGGUGGCCACAGCAAGACGAAGAAGAGAGUUAAAGGUGUCAGAGAGACGCCUCGGAUUGCAGGAGCAUGAACUAAUGAGAGAUGAAAAGUAUGACUGUUUGCCGAGGGCAAGGGCUGCCCUGUAUGAACACAAUAUGAAUCGAUAAUGGAGAUAGUCUUCCUGGGUGCGAGACUUCCUCCAGGAGCGUUCAGCACAACAGAGGCAUCUUUGCAGGUAGCGUGUUGAUUUAGUAUGCCACGGUAGGGUGUGUGUUUUGAGCGGGGCUGCAGCGUUCAAGGCAGAUGUGAGGUUAGUGUUAUAUGUGGAGAUCACCAGUGAGGGACAAGAGAGGGAAGGGAUGGAUAGCAGUUGUGAAUCAAUAUCAGCUGACAGCUGUUGGAGGUCAAUAAAAAUAAGGUGCCUCCUCAGUUGAGGGGGGGUUAGGCAGAGGUUGUUGGGUGAGGGGGUACUUGAGAGCAAAUGAUAAGAGGUGGUGAUCAGAGAGAGGAAAUGGAGUGUUGCAGAUAUUGGAUACUGUACAUGCAUAAGAGAAAAUAAGGUUGAGGGUAUUGCCAGCUACAUGGGUGGGAGAUAGCACUGUGAUAGCCCGAGGGAGGAAGUAAUUGAAAGUAGUUUAGAGGCUGCUGAGGUCAAAGGUGGGUUCACACUUUAUAGGCUGGCUACGUUCUACUGGAAGGACAUAGAAUUCAUACAUGAGGAACUAUUAUCAACAAUGUGUUACCUGCCAUAAAUGUUUGCAUGAUGUAUGUCCUAGACCAGGCCAGAAAUAUAUCCACUUUAUUAGUACCAAGCUUUAUAUUGCUGGUCUGACAAUCCUUCUCCAAACCUACACGUCCAACAAUGCCUGCUGUUAUUUGGUCUCUCUGCUCCAUCUACAUCAGAAAUGUUUUUCUUGGAUAGCAAUAGUAGGCAGAGUGCUAGAGUGGGUUAUCCUGGAUCUCUAGCCAUAACUGCUUUUCAAGUUUUAUGUAAUUGACAUUGAUAAUGCUGAAGUGUAAAUUCUGCAUUAUUAGUGCAGUUAUGGAAGAAACAGUGUCUGGGUGCUGUAGAGAGCGACUUAUUAUUUAUUUUUAAAAUAUGAACCCACUCCUAAGCAGUUUGACAAAAAAGUAGGAUAGCUCCCACAGAUUCAUUACACCAUAACCACUCUUUGAUAACUACUGUAGACCUAAAAAUAAGAACAGGUAGGUGGGAGAGAGAGCCUUUUCAGUGCCCAUAAGUGCUUACUGUUAGGAAGGAUCCAGUGACUGAUUGCAAAGUUGACUGGAUAGGGCCAGUAACUGUUUAAACCAAUUUGUGUUUAUAGAAGCUAUCGUGUUAUAAAAUCGACUGGGAAAGUCCAAUAAACAUUUGAAAUGCUUUGUUUUUAUUGAAGCCACAUGUUAUAAAAUAGUAUGUCUUUUGAAACCCAUGAAAUUUCUUGGAAGAUAAGGGUAUUUUGGCUUACGUGGUCAACACUCUUCUCCAUUAAGCAGUAUGUGGAAUUCAUAAGUGGAUGCACUUGGAAAUCAUUGUAUCUCUUUAUUUCUUUUAAGUCCUAGAAUGAAUAAAACAGCACAUAAUUUACUUGUACUCUGGUGCCACCCAAAAUCAUACGCUGUUAAUAGGUGUAUUGUUUUAAAUGGCGGACGUAGGGAUCCUGAUAGAUAGAAACGGCAUCAGAAACCUUUUAAUCCCUUUUUGUCACUACCGUUAAAAUCAGCAUGUUCUUUUGGAACUUUAUCAUACCUUAUGCAUUCUAGCCCUGAGCACACAUGAACGUUUCUUAAACGAAUGUGCAGGAUUAUAUUGAUUAAAUUACUAGCAGUGUGUAUUACGGUAUAGAUUUCUCAUCAUGGUUUUCUAUGAAUCUUUGACAUGCAAGAAGAGUAGUCGGCUUAAUGCAUAUUCCUGGAGAUAAUAAUUUGACUCUAAAUCUCUGGGUUGUUACUCCCAUUCCAGGGUAAAUGGACAGUCUUACACAGUGUUUGGUCCUUAUUCCUCAAUAUUCUACAUGGAUAUCAAUCUAUCUGCACCCUUAGAUUGGCCUUAUUAUUUAUAAUAUGACAUUAAUCCAGAUAAGGUUCAGUGCAUAUCUUUCCAGCUUAAAGUUUCCAAAAUAUUGAAACUGUUUGGCUAAUAGUGUGAUAAUUUUCAUACUCAACUCCUGUAUGGUAAAGCACCAUGUUCUGACAUUGACCGUUCAAAUUAAAAAACUAAUCAGUGUGUUUAUGUGGUCAUAGAUUACUAAUAAACCGUAAAAAGAUUGGCCUAAAGGUGUGGGUUUUUAAACAAUCAACUUAUAUUUGCUUAAAACAGCCUUCUUUUAAGAAUAGGCUCCAUAUAUAAAGUCUUCCUAUGCCAAUCUUGAUAUUUUUCUUUUUAAAACAGUUGUCCAAUUCUGCUUAAUAAGUUGAGGCUCUGAAAGUGUCCUAUAGUACAGGUAUAUCUGCUGCUUUCUGGCAGUGCUGCAGGACCCUGUGUGUGAAGGGUUGCAUGUGACUUGGCUGAGAACGAGGCAGCAUUACAGCACCUCUGACCAGGCCUGAAAUCCGCUCACUUGUGAGAACAGACAUGGCCUAAUUACUGGGAUCACAGGGUCUCUGGGAGGAUGUGUGCAACUCUGAAACCAUGUGCAUACAUCAGUGUUUAUCUCUCUAAGUUGCUAUGGCAUCUCUGCAUGCAUAUAAUAAUCACAAUCAGUGUAGAUAUAAUGUACAUAAAGUAUAUGUAGAAUUUGACAUUCCCAUUAGUUCAAUAGUAUAUGACAAGUUAAAUAAACCAUUAAACCUUUUUCUACAGACAAGGCUUUCCACCCGGGCUGUAACCUCUGCUUUGAAUGUAUUUAGAGAUAUUUAACUUGCUGUUCAAUAAGUUUUGUAUUUGCACUAUUAGGUGUGUGUAUGUAUAUGUAAUAAUAAAAUAAAAUAAAAAUAUAUAUAUAUUCCAGAGAUUCCUUGCACUCACGCUUUAAGUAGUUCUGGGUGCUUGAAAUCGAGGGGAGGAAAUAUAUCCAUAGCAGAAAGGUGAGCAGCACUCACUGACUUUUGAAGUUAAAAAUUCAGUUUUUAUGGAAGAUGCAUUUAAAAUAGGAUCAACGUUUCAGUCCCUAUCUGGGACCUUCAUGAGGAUCAGACACAGGCAUCAAAGAAAACAUUAACAUUUAUAUAAUGAAAGAAUCAGAGGAAUUUACUUACACCAGAUACUGUGGCUAAUACAGCUAGCGUUCCCAAGUGCAGUGUGCGCAUGCGCUUACAAGACCCCGACCCUCACGUAACGUACUGUGGUGCCGUAUGUUUCCAUGGCAGUGGGAGAAAAUCCUAAUCACCAAGGAGACACAAACAAACACCUAUUGUGCUUUGAAAGAUAGAGGUAGAAGCAGUAACCAAGGCAUAAACUGCCAAAUUUAUACCAGACCCAGAACAUGGAGCUGGAAUAUAACAAUAUCAGUGAAAGAAAAGAUAGUUACUAAGCUUGAGUGUUAAAAUACAUGUAUAUAGGCGUGAAAUAAUUAUCCAAAAGUGGCAUAUCGUGAAGGUCAUUCAGAACAACCGGUGGCCCAGCAUUUUCUUAACCUUCAACAUCCACCUUUAACCCUGAAGUUUGUCGCAAUUGACCAUAUCCCACCACCUAAGCGUGGUGGUGAUCAUGGGAAACUCUUAUUGAACAGAGAGACAUUAUAUUAAAAAAAAAAAUAACCCACAGUAUUAGAAAUAUUGUGUGUGUGUGUGUGUAUGUAUGUAUGUAUGUAUGUAUGUAUGUAUAUAUAUAUAUAUAUAUAUAUAUAUUCUAAAAAAACAAAAAAUAUUUAAGGAUAGCACUCCAAGGACUUUAUAUAAAAUAUAACUUUUAUUUACCUUCUAAAUAAAAACGGUCAACGUUUCUGCUUGAUCCCCUCAAGCUUUCCUCAGGACAUGAACCGGGCGUUAUAUUAGUUUUUUGAGUGGAGUGCAAGAUUUGAUAUAUAUGUAUGUAUAUGUUUGUGUGUGUGUGUGUAUAUAUACAUACAUACAUAAAGACUCACCAUGUUUUGUGGGACAAUUAAUGCAACUUAUGAAUUCUAGAGACAUCGUAAUAGUUUAUGAAUGUUUCCAUACCCUGAGGUGGUAUUAUUCUCCCUUCUGCUAUCAUGUAUCUUGUAUGUUAAUGAUAUUGUUAGAUUUGGGUAGUUAUUGCUUACUACAUUUCUGUGAUGGAAUCGCUGUUAUUUAUGUGUGGUAGCAACGGAUGUGCAAAACGCUCGCUAUUGCUGCAUAUCUAAAUAAACUAUAUUGCUGUUAGAGAAGCAGGGUCACAACUAAAAGUAGGAGAAAAAAAAGUGUGAAUUUUAGCAUGUAACUCGUGAUAAAGGCAAAGUCUUAUUUUGUGACAAAAAAGCUUAAGAUUCGUGUUAAGCAUUAGAUUUUCGUUUGAUAAAUCAAUAACAACCGAAAGAGAUCUGAUUACUAGAAGUGAUUUUGCAGAGAUAUGGAAGUAUGAAACAUGCAAUUUUGCAAGCAGUAUUAUUACAAAAGUCUGGUGGCUAUUUACAUUUGUAUAUUUUGCCAUUUUUCUUUCACUGCAUCUUUUUAUUGAUUUUUCAAGUUAAAUCAAACUUUGUACAGCCAUGCAUUGAUUGCAAUGUGUUGUACAUUUGAUUUUGCCACUUUGUAUAUGUAUGAAAGAAUAACAUUAUGUCCUACUAACUGUGUCACUGCAGAAUGGGCCAUACAACUGUCAUUUCACUCUGCAAGAUUGAAGUAUUGUAACCAUAAAGGCAUUUUGCAUUCUCGUGUAAUGAGCGUUUAAACAUAUUUUACAACAUUGCUAGUUUCCAAAAGUACUUAGGGCAGGCAUCCAAAGCCGAGCAUCAUGCACCCUACUUUUGGCCCUAUGGCCCUCUAAAGACUUUCAAUUCCCUGUUGAAUAUAACGGGAUAACAGGGCCCCAUUCUCCUUGUGUCGACUAUGAAGCUCUCUGAACUCCACAAUUGACCAUAUGCUGCCUGUAAAGAAGUCUAACAUGGCCCCUGGCAACAUAGAAACAUAGAAUGUGACGGAAGAUAACAACCAUUCGGCCCAUCUAGUCUGCCCAAUUUUCUAAAUACUUUCAUUAGUCCCUGGCCUUAUCUUAUAGUAAGGAUAGCCUAAUGCCUAUCCCACGCAUGCUUAAACUUCUUUACUGUGUUAACCUCUACCACUUCAGCUGGAAGACUAUUCCAUGCAUCCACUACCCUCUCAGUAAAGUAAUACUUCCUGAUAUUUUUAAACCUUUGUCCCUCUAAUUUAAGACUAUGUCCUUUUGUUGUGUUAGUUUUUCUUCUUUUUAAAUAUAGUCUCCUCCUUUACUUAGUUGAUUCCCUUUAUGUAUUUAAAUGUUUCUAUCAUAUCCCCCCUGUCUCGUCUUUCCUCCAAGCUAUACAGGUUAAAAUUCUUCAACCUUUCCUUGUAAGGUUUACCCUGCAAUCCAAGAACCAGUUUUGUAGCCCUUCUCCGAACUCUCUCCAAACUAUCAAUAUCCUUCUGGAGAUACGGUCUCCAGUACAGCGUACAAUACUCGAAGUGAGGUCUCACCAGUGUUCUGUACAAUGGCAUGAGCACUUCCCCCUUUCUACUGCUAAUACCUCUCCCUAUACAACCAAGCAUUCUGCUUGCAUUUCCUGCUGCUCUAUUACAUUGUCUGUCUACCUUUAAGUCAUCAGAAAUAAUCACCCCUAAAUCCCUUUCCUCAGAUGUUGUUAGGACUCUAUCAAAUUUUCUGUACUCUGCCCUUUGGUUUUUACGUCCAAGAUGCAUGAUCUUGCACUUAUCCACAUUAAAUGUCAGUUGCCACAACUCUGAACUUUUUUCUAGUUCACCUAAAUGAUUUGACAUUUGGCAUAUCCCUCCUGUAACAUAUUUUAGUAUCAUCAGCAAAAAGACAUACUUUACCAUCAAGACUUUCUGCAAAAUCACUAAUAAAAAUAUUAAAGGGAAUGGGUCCAAGUACAGAUCCCUGAGGUAACCCACUAGUGACAAGCCCAUGCCUCGAAUAUACUCCAUUGACUACAACCCUCUGUUGCCUGUCACUCAGCCACUGCCUUACCCAUUCAACAAUAUUAGAAUCUAAACUUAAAGAUUGCAGUUUAUUGAUAAGCCUUCUAUGUGCAACAGUGUCAAAAGCCUUACUGAAAUCUAGGUAAGCAAUGUCUACUGCACCACCCUGAUCUAUAAUUUGUUACCCAAUCAAAAAAAAAUCAAUAACAUCAGUUUGGCAUGAUCUCCCUGAAGUAAACCCAUGUUGUCUCUGAUCUUGAAAUCCAUGUGAUUUUAGAUGUUCAACAAUCCUAUCCUUUAACAUGGUUUCCAUUACUUUCCCCACUACUGAAGUAAAGCUUAAUGGCCUACAGUUGCCCGACUCAUCCCUACUACCUUUCUUGUGAAAGGGCACAACAUUCGCUAACUUCCAAUCUUCUGGGACUACUCCUGUUAACAAUGAUUGGUUAAAUAAAUCUGUUAAUGGUUUUGCUAGUACACCACUGUCAGGAAUGGAUGGGAUCCUACACACAGAGUGUAAUAAAAAUGUAAUGUUACCGGACCUUCAGAAUGGCCGGGUUGGCGUCACAAGGACAGAGAAUAAACGGGUACGAGCCGAGGUCAGGGAAGCCAAAAAUAAAGAACAAUGAGGGUACAUGAGCCGAAUCAAAGGGUAAUAGAAAGAAGGGUAGUCAAACAAGCCAAAGUCAAAACCAAGAAUACACUACUAAAGUACAACGUGCUAUUGGGACUAAAUAGAACCACAACAGGUCAAUGAGUCUAGUUCAGAAGUUCCCCUAUAUAGUGUUCUUUCAUUUGUAGCCACGCCCCCAAAGUGGUUGAAUUUGAACGUUUUGGGGGUAGUGGUGUCAUCAGCGUCAUGACGUCGACAUGUACAUGCCGCGUCAUAAAAAGGGGCCGAGUUAUUGCGGCUGGCAUGAGGAUUACUGGAAACAGUAGGAGAAUGUCUGUCUGAACAGGUCCCCAGCUUCCUGUAAGAAGACUUCAGUGUGUGGCACAUCCAGUGCCCACACAAGAGGUACCAUGACAACCACUAAGCUCUUUUAAAAACAUUGGGUGUAUUCCAUCAGGUCCAAUUGACUUAUUUGUCUUUACUUUUGACAGUUGAAAUAGAAUCUCUUCCUCUUUAAACUCACAUGUAGCAAAUUACUAAUUUGGCCUUUUUUUCCCCCCCUAACUGAGGCCCCUUUCCUUCAUUUUCAUCUGUAAAUACGGACCAAAAAUAUUAAUUUAGGCAGUCAGCUAGAUCUUUAUCCUCUUCUACAUACAUUCCUUCUUUUAUUUUUAAUCUAACUAAUCUGUGUUUUACUUUCCUUUUCUCAUUUAUGUAUCUAAAAAAUGUUUUGUCCCCCCCCCCCCUUUUUUAACUGACUGCUAUUUUCUCUUCUCUCUGUGAUUUGGAAGCUCUUCUAACUUGCUUAGCCUCUUUCAGCCUAAUCUUAUAGAUCCGGUCACUCUGUGUUUUUUUAUUUGUUUUUUUAUAAUAACUAAAUGCUAACUUUUUGUUUUUGUUUUUUUACUAUUUUGGCCACAUCUGCCGAGUACCACAGUGGUUUCUUGAACUUUUUGCUUUUACUGACAAGCCUAAUGCAAUUUUAAGUUGUCUUCAACAGUGCAACUUUUAAAUAAUGCAAUUUCUCUUGGACUCCAUUUAAAUUGCUCCAGUCUGAUAAUGACUUCUUUACACAUAUUCCAAUUUUGAAAAAAGUCUGGUUUUCUAAAGUCUAAUACUUGUGUUUUUGUGUGGUGGGACUCAGUCACUGUUCUUAUAUUAAACCACACUGACUGAAGAUCACUGGACCCUAAACUUUCACCUAAAGUAAUAUCUGAUACCAAAUCUCCAUUUAACACUAAAUCUAGUAUGGCCUCUUUACGAGUUGGAUCCUCAACGACUUGUUUUAGAGACAAUACCAGUAGGGGGUUUAGAAUAUGUGUGCUUCUGGCACAAGCAGCUAGUUUGGUUUUCCAAUUCACAUCAGGAAGAUUAAAGUCACCCAUGAUAAUAACUUCCCCCUUUAUUGUCAUUUUAGCUAUUUCCUCAACUAUUAGAUGAUAUAACUCUUCUAUUUGUCCUGGGGGCCUAUAAAUCACACCUACACGAGUUACUGUGUGAUUACCAAAUUCUGACGUAACCCAAAUGGACUCUAUGUUUGCCUCACUAACUUUUAUUAGGCUAGAUUUUAUGCUAUCCUUCACAUACAUGGCCACCCCUCCCCCUUUCUUGCCUUCCCUGUCUUUUCUAUAUAAAGAGUACCCUGGUAUUGCUCUGUCUCAGUCAUUUUUCUCCUUAUUACCAUGUCUCAGUAACAGCGACUAAAUCUACAUUAUCAGUUGCCAUUAUUGCCACAGUUCAUGGAUCUUAUUCCCUAAACUGCGAGCAUUUGUAGUCAUGACUCUAAGCUUAUCCUUUUUUAACACAUUUGCUACAGGCACCUUCUGUUGUCCUUGUUUUGGGGGACAAUUGGAUUGAUAUUUUUGCCCCCUCCUCCUAGUUUAAAUACAUCCUAGCAAAACCUCUGAACUGCUCACUGAGAACAUUUGUUCCCUUUUAAAAAGAUGCAAACCAUCUUUUUUUGAACAGUUUAUUUCCAUUCCAAACAGAGCUACCAGCAAACCCAGGAAAUAUGUUGUAAAGUACACAGAGUACACGCCUACUUCACUAAACUAAAUGCAAACAUUCCGUUUACUGGUACCAAUAUGUAUACGCCUCUGCGUAUGCGACCGGAUGGUUUCGUAAUAAUAUGCUUGAUGUCCGCUUAUACAAUGUAACGACAAUAAAAACCUAUUUAAAACAAACAGAGCUACCAUGAAAAUUGAAGCCAAAUCCUUGCUCCCGACACCAUUCACCAAGCCACAAGUUAAAGUCCCUAAUACACAUCCGCCUGUCGUUCUGAGUGUUAUGCACAGACAGAACUUCAGAGAAUGACAGUGUGGAAGCAACCUGCCGUGUAUCAUUGGCAAAAACACUAAAAAUUUCCUUUAGCUUUGAAACCUCAUUGCAAGCCAAGUCAUUUGUCUUUAGAUGGACAAAUACAUCCAAUUCCCCUUCCUGCUUUGCUCGCUUAACAAUAUUACAAAUAUGUCUCCUGUCUCUGUGAGCAGUAGCUCCGGGAAGACAUCUCUCAAGACCACCAUUGUCCAUCUCUACACCUCUUUUGAUAGAAUGCCCCAACAACAACUGCUUUCUAUUAGGCCUCAGCAUAGUCUCCAAGCCUGUCUCCACAACACCACAAGGUUUGGUAAUCUCUUGGUGGGCAGUCCAACUCUGGCGUCAGAGUCCUGGCUAGGGGAUUCUGGAUUUUGCACCCCCUCUGCUGGGAAGCCCUAAUGUGGCAGCCUGUGCCACCUUACAGUCUAGCUGGGUCUGACAUACACACACUCAUGCAAAGAUACAUGUAGAAACACACAGGAACUGACAAACUUGAAUAGACACACAUGCAUGAAAAUACAGAGUUAUACAGACGUACGCAUACAAAAACAAUAGUUUGCCAAACCAGCGCAAUAGCUACAAAAAUGCAUAAAGGCAUACACACACACUACUGUUUAGCCUUCAUCAUUGGAGGUAUCUGGUGGUUAAGCUAUAAUAAAAGAAAUUAACAUGCACACUUUGGCACAACGGACCAGUGUAUGCCUCUUUUAAAGUAACAUUUAGCAUUUCUGGCCCCCUAAGUUUUUAUCAUGUGUGCCAAAGCAAUUGACAGUGUUUAAAGGUUAAAUUGACAUUUAGUUUUAUUGAUUAACGUAAGCUUCUCUAAAUUUUAACGAGUGACUUCACUAUCAGCAUGUGAUGUGUCUUUAGCAAAUACUAAUUCAUAGUACAGGUGGCCGCUGUUAAGUGUGUUAAACUGGAUACUGCCUUGGCGUGGCCACAGUGUCAUUAUUUGCAAAAGGUGUUUUGAAGUGAACGGCAGAGGUUUAUUCAUGCAUCACUUAUUUUAAAGAGAGAGGAAUGUCAAUAUUUUAAAACCAUAUUUGAUAUGCCAACAUAGACAUUUUGCUUGCAAUUUUCACUGCACAUUUAUUAAUGUUUUAGUAUAAUGGUUUGAAUUUGAAGUAUCAUGUGUGAUGUACUGGUUAUUCCCAGCGCAUCAGCCCCUAUUUCUUGCAAAGUCUGCAUGGCGCCUUGAAAUUCGUCUGACAUAUGUUUUCAGUGUAUGAGUAAAGUUUAUUUGCUCUGUACAUGCAAUAUAUAGGCAUACAUACCUUGUGUAUUAAAAUGAGACUUUGGUUGGGGCUAGUGACAGUGACGUGUGGUUGCAGGUGCUUCUGAAAAGGGAAGUGCAAACAUGAUGUACAUGCACAUUAGAUUGACAUGCGAUCCUGCCAGCCAUCUAAAUAGGGCUGCACAUGCACAGUGCAAAGCAAGAUUUCUCAACAGCACAGGGUUGUAAAACAGAAGGCACAAAAUCUAUAUUUACUUAUAAUGAUGAUCCUUUUUGUAUUGUGCUACACAGUGUUUAAAGAUUAUUUUAGAAAAGGAAUCCCGUUUAGUCAUUAUUAGAUCCCGUUUAGUAAUUAUUAAACGGGUAUACCUUCAUAACUUCCUUUUCUCCUUGUAUAGGUUUUUUGAUAUUCGGAUUAACUCUUAAUUUUUUUCUUACUGUUUCAGUAAUUUGCACACAAAAACCCCACAAAAAAACAAACCCACUGAAGCUUUAAUCCUGCUUGACAACUCUAGCUUCCCCCUGACCAUCAAAGUGCUGUUAUGUCAUGCACAUGCCAUACUAGUCUCUUUUAAGUCAUAUAUAUUUUAGGUAAUACAAAGACCGUUCUGUGUACGUCUUAUCACCAAGAAAAGGGAGCUCAAGGGAAUCUUUAUGGUUAGAGGAUAGAGAAUGGCAUGUCCUGCAUGGAAAUGUUAUUUAUUUUUGCUGUGAAGGUAAAUACUGUUUGAAUUUCAAUACCAGGCAAAGUUGUCUUAGUGGAAAGGUUAGAUACCUUCCUGAAUACUUCAUUAGCUAAACUGUGAAAUUACACAAAAUGCAAAGAAUGUCCUUUCAGCCCAUGUAAGAGUAAGAAAUGCUUUGCUAAAUGUCAUAUUUUACAAAUAUGCACAGAACGUACUUCUGUCCUCAAUCAGUUGGUAGUCUAUUUUAACACAGUUUCAACCUAAUGUAAGCAUUGUUCAAAGCUUAAAGUGCACCUGCCAUGCGCCUUUGUUAAUAAUUCAAUUGUAAUUGUACUUUUUGCUAAGCAAACUUACAUUCAUUAUUAAAUGUGUAUAUGAAAUGGUAUUCAUUCUUAUCAUAUAAACAUAUGCAGCAGUGAAUUUAUUCCACAGCAUAGUGUAGGCAGAAAACUAAUAUAUAUCAUUUGGUUAUAUAGUAUUUUUUUUUUUUUUAUUGUGUUCUUAACCCAUCCUUUUCAUAUUGAAAAAAGAAACUUCAAAUUCACUUCAUCAUUUUAUUUUAAUUCUCUUUUUUUGCACAAUAACAUUAGCAAGUGUUAGUAUUUUUUGAGGUGGUGUCUCUGGCCUGAGAGCCAAAACAAAACAGACUUGGUGCACGUUAAUAAAGUAUGCAUGCAGGUCUAAGUGGGUUGCCAAAUACAUUAAUGUUAAAGGGACACUACAGUCACCAAAACAAAUUUAACUUAAUGAAGCAGUUUUGCUGUGUAGGUCAUGCCCCUACAGUCUCACUGUUCAAUCCUCUGUCAUUUAGGAUUUAAAUUACUUUGUUUAUGAACCCUAGUCACACCUCCCAGCAUGUGACUUACACAGCCUUAACACUGUAAAGAGUCAUCUAAUGUUUACACUUCCUUUAUUGCACAUUGUUUAAUUUAGAAUUUAUCUCCUGCCCUGUUAAUACAGGGAGUGCAGAAUUAUUAGGCAAAUGAGUAUUUUGACCACAUCAUCCUCUUUAUGCAUGUUGUCUUACUCCAAGCUGUAUAGGCUUGAAAGCCUACUACCAAUUAAGCAUAUUAGGUGAUGUGCAUCUCUGUAAUGAGAAGGGGUGUGGUCUAAUGACAUCAACACCCUAUAUCAGGUGUGCAUAAUUAUUAGGCAACUUCCUUUCCUUUGGCAAAAUGGGUCAAAAGAAGGACUUGACAGGCUCAGAAAAGUCAAAAAUAGUGAGAUAUCUUGCAGAGGGAUGCAGCACUCUUAAAAUUGCAAAGCUUCUGAAGCGUGAUCAUCGAACAAUCAAGCGUUUCAUUCAAAAUAGUCAACAGGGUCGCAAGAAGCGUGUGGAAAAACCAAGGCGCAAAAUAACUGCCCAUGAACUGAGAAAAGUCAAGCGUGCAGCUGCCACGAUGCCACUUGCCACCAGUUUGGCCAUAUUUCAGAGCUGCAACAUCACUGGAGUGCCCAAAAGCACAAGGUGUGCAAUACUCAGAGACAUGGCCAAGGUAAGAAAGGCUGAAAGACGACCACCACUGAACAAGACACACAAGCUGAAACGUCAAGACUGGGCCAAGAAAUAUCUCAAGACUGAUUUUUCUAAGGUUUUAUGGACUGAUGAAAUGAGAGUGAGUCUUGAUGGGCCAGAUGGAUGGGCCCGUGGCUGGAUUGGUAAAGGGCAGAGAGCUCCAGUCCGACUCAGACGCCAGCAAGGUGGAGGUGGAGUACUGGUUUGGGCUGGUAUCAUCAAAGAUGAGCUUGUGGGGCCUUUUCGGGUUGAGGAUGGAGUCAAGCUCAACUCCCAGUCCUACUGCCAGUUCCUGGAAGACACCUUCUUCAAGCAGUGGUACAGGAAGAAGUCUGCAUCCUUCAAGAAAAACAUGAUUUUCAUGCAGGACAAUGCUCCAUCACACGCGUCCAAGUACUCCACAGCGUGGCUGGCAAGAAAGGGUAUAAAAGAAGAAAAUCUAAUGACAUGGCCUCCUUGUUCACCUGAUCUGAACCCCAUUGAGAACCUGUGGUCCAUCAUCAAAUGUGAGAUUUACAAGGAGGGAAAACAGUACACCUCUCUGAACAGUGUCUGGGAGGCUGUGGUUGCUGCUGCACGCAAUGUUGAUGGUGAACAGAUCAAAACACUGACAGAAUCCAUGGAUGGCAGGCUUUUGAGUGUCCUUGCAAAGAAAGGUGGCUAUAUUGGUCACUGAUUUGUUUUUGUUUUGUUUUUGAAUGUCAGAAAUGUAUAUUUGUGAAUGUUGAGAUGUUAUAUUGGUUUCACUGGUAAUAAUAAAUAAUUGAAAUGGGUAUAUAUUUGUUUUUUGUUAAGUUGCCUAAUAAUUAUGCACAGUAAUAGUCACCUGCACACACAGAUAUCCCCCUAACAUAGCUAUAACUAAAAACAAACUAAAAACUACUUCCAAAAAUAUUCAGCUUUGAUAUUAAUGAGUUUUUUGGGCUCAUUGAGAACAUGGUUGUUGUUCAAUAAUAAAAUUAAUCCUCAAAAAUACAACUUGCCUAAUAAUUCUGCACUCCCUGUAGCUUGCUGGACCAUGCAGGAGCCUCCCGUAUGGAAUUAAAGUUCGAUUUACAGAGCAGGAGACAAAAACUUUGAAAGUAAAUUACAUUUUUGAAAAUUAAAUUUUGUUUUCAUGCAGGCUGUGUGAAUCACAGCCAGGGGAAGUGUAUCUAGGGCUGCAUGGACAGAAGCAAAAGUGAUUUAACUCCUAAAUGGUAGUUUAUUGAGCCGUGGAACUUCAGAGGCAUGAUUCUUUACAAAAAACUGCUUCAUUAAAGUUGUCUAGGUGACAAUAGUGUCCUUUUAAUGUAUAUUUGAGCAAUAUAUGCACCUAGAAUUUAUAUUGCCCAAAGCAUGAAGUUUCAGAUUCCUGGCAGCCUGUUUUUUUUUUUUCUUUUUUUUUUCAUUUCUCCCUUUUGAGGACUGCUCCGGGUAUGCAGAGCAUUGUUGGGUCAUCUUGCUCCAUUACCUAAAUCAUACAGUGCAAAUGGUGCUCUGUGGCGUAUUUUACAGUCGACUUAUCCAGCCUAUUACGUCACACCAUAUGUUCAUAUUACAGUAGGGUUGCAACUUGCGACCUCAUAUCACAACACCAGUGUGCAUGCAUGAGUUCUACACUUAGAUCCAUAGACAAUGCAUUUUCCCCUCCUCUGUCACUUAUGAUGGAUGGGGUAAGGGCCAAAACUUGACAUUGGCUUCUCCUUUUGUCAAGUUUUGUCAUGCAUAGUAAAUCUAAAUUUGUCUUACUAUAUCUUCAGUAUAAUUUCAGUGAAAUUCCAACACAAGGUUUUUAUCAUUAUGAAAUACACAUUUUGGAUUGAGGGGAUUGACAGAGCAGCUUAAAUGUAUCUUUAUGGUAUAGCUUCUUGGUAGCAUUGAAAUUUGUUGUAUUUUUAGAUUGUUACUUGGAAUGUGUGUUGUGUUUUGUGAAAUAUGGUGACAUUACACGUUUACUUUAAGGCGGCAGGGCUUGAAAUAUUUCCAUAGACUCUAAAAGCUAGAAGAAAAAGCUAGGAAACUUUUCCGUACAGGUGUUUUUUUUUUUGUUUGUUUUUUAAACGUUGGUGACAUUUCACACAGAAUAUGCUACUCCAUUAUAUACAUUUAAAAAAUAAAUGUGAGUGGGGGCCUGGGUUGUAAAAGCAUUGCAGGGCUUUCGGGAGGCAUGUGACAAUAUGUAGUGUAAUUUUGAAUUUUUUUAUUUUUUUUUAACUCUCUUUCCUGUGUAAGCCUAUGGUACUCAGGGGAAAAAAGCUAUUUUAAAUAGUCUUGGUUUUUUUAUCAGCUGUUACUGUGUUAAGCAUGUAUUAAAGCAGCGCCGUCUUGCCGAACUUACCUUUCUUUAAUCGAUUCCUCUUCUCUCCCUCUGUCAGGAUCUGCUCUUCAUUUCUUCCUGUCUGUUCUAGUUUUCUUUAAAACAGGGACUACUUUGUCUCAUGGAGGUUUCCUACGCUUGACCAGCAGAGGAGCAAAGUGUGCUUCGUUUCUGCUGAUCAAAGCAAUUUUUCCACAAUUCUUACCUUUGAUCCGUGAUCUUGCGAUGCUUCUGUCAGUAUUGCCGAACGUCCUGGCACUUAAACAGAACGCUGGGGGAAACUACCGAAUUUUGUCCUAACAGAAUGAGAACAGUUUUCUCCAUUUGCAAUUCAGGAAUUUGUUCGGAUCGGAAUUUCCUUUGAAUGAAUGAAAAACUCAGAUUCUAUUCGUGCCGUGGCUGCAUUCUCCAGCCGCUUAGUAGAUAGCUCCCUAAUUCCCACGGUUUUUAGGGAGCUAUCUACCAAAAGGCUGAAAGACCUAAAUUGGUCUUUCAGCCAAAUUUACUAAUACUAAGUAAAGAUGACUUAGUAUUAAUAAAUUCUGCCCCUACUCGCUAUGUUGAGUAGGUGCAUGUAUACUAAACAGUGAGCAGUCUGUGGCUCACUUAAAAAAAAACAAAAAAAAACCUAGUGUCCCCCCUCCCGAGCCCCCACCCAUGCCCUACAAGGGGGGGGUCAUUAAACUGAAGGGGGGGCCUAUUCCCCCGGCCUACACCCCUGAGCGGCGGGUGGGGGCCCUAAAUACCUCUAAGCUACGGGGGGGACCCAAAUUACAGUAAGGGGGGACCUGGGGCCCUAAAUGAAAAUGGGGGGGGAGACAUAUUGUCUUCUCCCACCCAUGAGCUGCGGGUGGGGGCCCAAAAUAAAAAUGAUGGGCAACCUAUUGUCCUACCUGUCCCCCAACAAUAAGUGGCGGGUGGGGGCCCUUAAUGAAAAUGUUAACGCCCCCCCUGGUGACUAGGGGUCCCCAAGCCCAUAGUCACUCCCCACCCAAAAAAAAUAAACCCCUGCCUACCACCCUCAUCUUAAAAAUAGCGAGGGGAGAACAAGAGCACCAAAUACCUGUAAAAACGAAAUAAAACUAACCAUUUGGGGGGGCGGAGCCUGGACUGCAAGCCUGGCAAGACGUGCAUCACACAAGCUCCUGCUGUUAAUGCCGAAUACCCGGUGAUAUCCUGGGCUGGUGACCUCUACUCACGGGGAUUCCCAAGCUGGGGGCACCUAACCCUUCAGGUGGAUACCUUAAUCGACGCCCUGAGGCAACAGGAACCGCAACGGCAGGUUGAGGCCUACGAGACUCAGACCGAGGGGAGAGACGGCCGCUCUCCUUCCGCUGAAUAAAGCUAAGUCAAGCACGACUCCACACCCCCCGCCCCUCUGAACCAGCGGGGGAUAUCCCGGUUCCCCCCUGGAGAGCAGUUAGCUGCAACAACAUUACCCCUGCAGCAGAUCGCACAGACAUCCAUAUUCCCACAAUGGCGGACGCAGCCCGCACGACAACACGUGGCACAGCUGCAACAGAGGGACACUCAGCGACGCCUAUACCUACACAUCGAGGCGGCUGGACCAAAUCUUCCAGGCCUUUUGGCUUACGGUACAAGCCCGUCUGCAAGCCACUGCUCACAGCUCAGUGCCGCGAAAGGGAAACAGGAGAACGAAGCACUCCAGCAUGGUAAAGCCUCCUCAGGACACCAAAUAUAAAACAAUGCUCCCGAGACCUCACUACCGCUCGCCCAGGCGUAGAGCCACACGAGGCAAGUCCUCCAAGCAUCGUCCACGCGGGCGGAGAACCGUGCACCGGCUGAGACAAAUCCUCACUACCUCCGCCACCCCUGAGAUGGGGAAAGACUUGGUCCCUCGACGAAUCCAAGUCUGUGGUUCACAGAUGCCGGCCUUCCUGCAAACACGCCUCACAGUGCCACCAACUCCAGUGAUCCAGCUACCCUACCACCUGAUGGAAUCGGCUAAGCUAGCUUAUGGGACUGACACCGGGCUGGACUUUCUCCUUAACGACCUAAGACACUAUUUUUGUCUUUAAAUGCCAUGCACAAAGUCUUGAGUAUUAUGUUCUUUUUAUAAUUAGCUUAUCAUUUCUGCUAUCUCUCCUCACGCUGUCUAAUGACACUGCAGCGCGGCGUACUACUAAUAAUGCACCCAGGGGUGCACUAACUUGAUAGCAUGUUUACUUACAGUUACACUUGUUUAAAUUAACGUGUCUAGCUAGAAGUCUUAACUCCCAACAAUUAACGAGCAUAACAAAUAUGAUAUACUGUACUUGGCCCUCCUUGCAUUACUCUCGUAGUCAGACAUGACGAUAUAGCUUGAGGCCAUCUUGUUUCUAUAACAUCAUAAAAUGGUAGUCACACCCACUAAUCCAUUACUAAUAUAUAAGCAUGCAUACGUAGACUAACUACACUAUUAAAGUCCUACUCAAGUAUUCCUUGCCUGUUUUCUCUCAUAAAUAUGAAAAAUUUGCUGUAUUACUCUGCUAUGACAAUGUUUACUAUUGAAAUGCCUGUACAAGCUGUCAUGGCGCUACAGGUCUAUCUGUUAUGUUUUCUUAUGCACAAGAAAAAUAAAGAAUAAAAAAAAAAAAAAAACUAACCAUUUGAUGUCUUCUUUUUUCUAAAAUCUUUUUUCAGACCCAAAAAAGGCCAAAUAAAAGUCCAUAAUACCUGUUGCCCAAAACCUGACGAAAAAAUAAUAAACCAGAUGCUAAAAAAUAAUCCAUCUUCACCCAUGGAGGGCGUGGCACAGAAUGAGCUCCGCAGGGCGGGGAAAGGCUCAUAGUGCUCUUACCUGUUCAGACAGGUAAAUGAAGAGACUGACCGGCAAGUCUCUAAAUUUACCUGUCAUAGCACUCUGGUUGGCUUGAAAUCCAACCAAUCAGAGGGCUCUGUCUCAUUUUACACAGCGUGGGAAAGUUCUUUGGAAUUUUCCCAUGUUGUGUAAUUUGAUUCAUAACAACACUCUGGUUGGUUGCUAUCAAACAACCAAUCAGAGAGUUAUGAGUCAAAUUACACGAAUAGGAUUGGAGUUUCAUUCAUUUGAAUAAAAUUCCGAUCUAAACAAAGUCCCGAAUUGCGUCCUAACACGAAUUGACAAAGUGUUCUCAUUCUGUUAGGACGAAAUUCAGUAGUUUCGCCGGCGUUCUGUCUAAGUGAAUACUGACAGGAAGCAUUGCGAGGUCACGGAUGAAAGGUGAGAAUUGUGGGGAAAUUGCUUUGAUCUCACACACACUCUCUCUCUCUGGCACACACUCUCUCUCACUCUCUCUCUCUCACACUCAGGUCAUGUAGUUUGCAUACAGACUUGCCCACAUUUGUACAUACAAAACUGUAUGUUUAUAAAUAAAGUAAAUUUUACUAAAUGGCAAAUACACACUUUUAGUUUUUCUUUUAAUUUAUGUGCAAUGAUUAUCUGGAUUGGGGGGCUGCCCAAAGUUCCUCUAUGUUAAAAACAUUGAGUUCAUUGUAGUGGUUAUUUUGCAAAGAGACGUUGUUUGCGGUCUUCUUGGUUUGUGACAGUCUGAUCCUAUUUCUGUGCAAUGGUGGACAGAGAGAACUUGCAGUGUAUUGGGGUCAAUGCUCGCAGUCUUUUUUUUUAUUUUUUUUUUAUGAAACCACUCACACCAUUUGACGCCAACUGUAAGGGCCACAGCCACUACAGUCUGUUGCAGUAGUUAUGAUGCAGGGAUGCUACUCGUGUUAUCACUUGGUUCUGUAUUGGACUGUUAGCAAGUGGUUUGACACAAGCACCAACAGUCCUUGUUAAUGGGGCAGUGUUGUUUCUGCAUUAGCUGUGCCAUUUUUGUCUUUCCUUCUUAUUUAAGUAGAUAUGUUAAUUAUUUGCUCGUUCUUCUCCUCUUUGAAUUUCCAAAGCAUUCACAAUAUCGCAUAGUAUAAAGCCAAAUCUUUCGAAAACUUGCUAUUUGCCACCAGCUAUCUGAAGUGGACCUUGCUUCAAUCUUUUGCAUCUUCUGCAUUAGAAGAUUUAUAAAUGUUGUUGUAAACUUUUUCUUAAGUUCUUUUUGUAUGUUCUUGCACAUGCGUGAGAGUGCAACACUGACCCAGCUAUGGCUAGUGCUGAAUUUGAAGAUCCAGCAGUCCUGAGUUUGUGAUCUCUGCCUCAGAUUCCUCAGUAGAAAAACAAGAGAAAUCUGAUGUCCUUUUCAUAGGAACACUCCAGACCCCUAAAGGUCUUUACCUUGCUGAAAAUCGUUGUGUGUGAAGACUAAUAUUUCAAUAGAAAUUUACACUUUUCUAAAUGAACCUGGUUACACCCUCUUGAUUUUCAAGCAGACAACUUUUCCUGUUAAUUUAUGGUUUGGUUAGCUCAGUGGAGCUAAAUUCAAGAGGGGAGGCAAUUGCCCAGAGAACCUGCCUUGCAAUGACUCCUCAUCAAGCUGUAUUGUGUAGUCUGUGAUUGGACAGCCACAGAAAGCAUGGGCUGAGUUAGAAGAGGAGGGCUGGUAAAGGCAGCAGACAAGAUCUGCAGCUUUUGCAUGCUAUUUUUAAAUACAACCCUAUGAAAAAAAUGCAUAAUUAAUUGCAUAUAUAGGUCCAUUCGGGGUAUAUCUACUGAAUAGUGAUUAUUUUGUGUUUGGCAGUGUCUGCAUGUAUUUGCAUGUAUUUAUUGUAGCCAACACUGAGGUGAACUGGCAACGUUUCUACCUAUUCAGGCUUAAGCAAGAUCCAGAAGGGCUUUUAAUAAAGGGUAGCUGAAGAACCUUAAGGGACACUAUAGUCACCCAGACCACUUUGCCUUAAUUAAGUAGCUCUUGGUGCAGUGUCCUUAUCCUUUUAACCCUACUAUGGGGGUAAAGUCCAUCUCUAGUGGCUGUCAUACUGAUGUUUCUGCUGCACUGACUGAGUAAAGUUUGGGCACACGAUGCACAAGCCCCAUAGGAAAGCGUGUGAUUGAAUGCGCAUCGUACUUGCAACGCUUGCACAUUAGGUCCCCAAUAAAGCUUUGUAUUCCUAACGCUAUAGUAUUCCUGUAAGAGGACAUCUGAUCUCAAACACAGGAAGACACUAAUCAAUUGAUCUUGAACGCUAUGCUGUUACCUUGAUUACCUCUGCUGCAUUCCAUAACCUUUUGAUACCGUUACUGCUUGCGAAUACUCUGGGUACCUAUCCUGUACGCCAUUACCUUAUGACUACUGCAUGUCAUUUCUUUAUGUACCUGUCCUGUUUCUUGUUACCUGGUUGUCUGUCCGUUCUGAUACCUUGGGAAAAGUAACUUACACGACUUUAGUAAAUAACCUUAUUUCUAGUGUUGCAAUCAUACAGUUGAAGCUGUUAAGUGGGUGUGUUUUGUUACACUAUCUUGUCUGGCAUUAAGUGACUCAGUAUUAUACCCUACUCUAAGUUCUCUUGCAAUUGUAUUGUAUGCUGUUACUUUGCGUGUAAAUAUCUCACCCUCCUCUUUGUGCUACUAUGGCAUUGUCACCCCAAUAUUUGUGUCAUUUUGUCACAGACUCGUAUUAGAUGGGUUUUCUAUAAGAUCACCUUUUCUUGACAUGUUACUGUAUGUCCUGUGUGAUAUUACAGGGAAGCUGUGCAGUGGUACAUAUAAUAUUUAUCUACAGUGUGUUUCAGUGAAUAGGUUUCAUUGCACGUUCCUGUCUGGCUGUACACUCCUCGAUCCCACACAGCUACACUUGUUCAGUGCAGGCAGCCAUGUCUUGUGUGGGCUGAAUCCCUCCCUGCCAUGUAAUUAGCACCCUGCUCCUCACACACUGACAGCCCCUUGGCAUUGCCACAGAAACUGCACAGACAUACCCUAUAUUUGGGAAUACUGUGUGCCUCAGCAUCAGCAGCCAAUGUGUGCAGCUUUGUGUUUAAUUUUUGAUGUAUGCAGUUUUUGUGUGUGUGUGUGUGUGUGUGUAUAUAUAUUUAUAUUAAAGCAGUUAUUUUGUCUUUGUGUAUCGAUAUGUGUGUUUAAUACAUGUAUACAUGCAUAUAUUCAUGGAAAUGUAACAUUAAGGUCUUGUUCUUUGAUAUAUUAAAGGAAUACCAAAUCACUAAAUUUACAAUGGUCCUUAUAACCUAUGUUUUACACAUUAUUUUUCAUAGUUGAUCUUCACCUUGACCUAAAAUCUUCUAGGCGGAGGAGAUAACUUGUGAUCAGGGUUCAGCGUAAUCCCUAAUAUUCUAGAGUAGCGGUUCUCCUUUUCUUAAAGCACACUUUAAUAAUAGAAAUAUUUUGAAGGCUCACUUACUACUAGAGCUUAACUGGUUGUCUACUGUUUUAUAAUUCUUUCAAAUUAUUAGCAUUAUCAUUUAGUGUUAAAAUUGAAUUGUAUGAAUAUUUAUUGAAAAAGACACUGCUAAAUUAAACUGUAAACCUCUGAAUUUUAAGAAUUAAAUAAAAACAAAUUUCCUUUUAACAAAACAAUAUAACAAUGUUUGGACGAGCUCUUUUAAUAUCUGCACAGGGCAGUUAAGGUGCUUGCCCUGCUUAGAGUGCCACCUACAUUUGGUCUACACAGAGACAUUUACAUGUACAGAUGAACUCACAAAUAUCCUUACCUAGACACUCUUACAACACUCCCAGACACAGUCUUAAAAACCACUCUCAGACAUACUGUUACAGACACCCACACACAAUCACACGCUGCAGGUAAAAUAUACACAUCCCAGCAUAUUUUGCAGCUUUCAUAAAUCUUGCUCCUUCUCUCCUCUCCCUGCCAGGAUAAUGCAAAGCUGCCAACCCAGCACAAUAGUGCAGGAGCUAAGGACUUAACCCCCUUCAUACUGGUCUGGUCAGCUUUAGUUUGAAUCUUUUUAAAAGAGGAGUUUGAGCUGCUGCUUGGCACUAUGAUUAAAUGAGCAUGUAUUUGUCUCUGUGAAAAUGGCUGUGUAAAUGUCUGGACAUGUGCAGCAAUUAUGUAUUUGUUCAAUAGAGCACUUGGAAAGUGAACAUACUAAAGGUUCAUCAUUUUUUGUUUGGAGGUGCCAAGCUCAGCCAUCGAAAAUAUAAAAAUAUAGUAUGUUUCUCACAGAAAGACUGUGUUGUCUUUAACUAGAAAUUGUUGCUUUCUGUAAAAACCCAAAGGUGUUCAAUGGGGUUGAGGUUUGUGUGAGCCAGUCAAAUUCUUCCACACCAAACUCCUCCAACCACAUCUCUAUGGACCUUGCUUUGUGCACUGGGGUACAGUCAUGCUGCAAUAGAAAAGGGCCUUCCCAAAACUGUUACCACAAAGUUGAAAGCAUAGCAUUGUCUGACAUGUCUUGGUGUGCAGAAGCAGUAAGAUUUCUCUUCACUGGAGGUAAGAGGCUUAGACCCGGCCCCAUACCAUCAUCCCUCCACCAAACUUUAUUGUUUGCACAAUAUAGUCAGACUGGUAACGUUUUCCUGGCAUCGACCAAACCCAGACUAGCCUACUAGACUGCGAAACAGAAGUGUGGUUCGUCACUCCACAGGACCUGUUACCACUGCUCCAGAGUCUAGUGACAGUGUGCUUUGCACCACUGGAUCCAAAGCUUGGCAUUGUACUUGGUGAUAUGAGGCUUGCAUGCAGCUGCUCGGCCAAUGGAUACCCAUUCCAUGAAGCUCCCACCAGAUAGUUUUUGUGCUGAUAUUAAUGCCAGUGGAAGUUUGGAACUCUUUAGUUAUGGAAUCAGCAGAGCCCUGGCAACUUUAACGCACCAUACGCGUCAGCACUUGGUGACCCCGCUCUGUGACCUUACAUGGUUUCCACUUCAUGGCUGAGUUGCUGCUGCUGCUCCUAAACACUUUCCAUUUUCCAAUAAUACCACUUACAGCUGACCAUGGAAUAUCCUAGCAGGGAUGAAAUUUUACAAACUGACUUAUUGCACUUGUGGCAUCCUAUCACAGUACAACUCUUAACCCCUUAAGGACGGCUCUAAACGGCGUGGGGGCGGCAUAGCACGUCCCUGCUGUCCUAUUUACUUACCCGGUCGCCGGGGAUCGCUGUGGGGGGACUCACCUGGCAUCCCAGGGAGUCCCCCUGCUCCCGUUCUGGCCCUCCUGGGCUAUGUGAUCACCAGCAGGGGGAGUGCCUUUAAUGACAGGUACUCCCCUUGCAGCCUGUAAAAAAACCAACAACAAAAAAAACAACAGUUUAAAAUUAAAUUAUAUAUACUUAGAUUAUAUAUUUUAUAUCUGAUUUAAGUAUAUGUAUGUACAUACAUACAUACACGGUCUAAGUGUAUUUUAAUUAUAUAUAUAUGUGUGUGUGUGUGUGUGUGUGUGUGUAUGUAUGUAUACAUAUAUAUAAUAUAUAUUAAAAUACACGUAGAAUGAUAUUGAAUAUAUAUAUAUAUAUAUAUAAUAUGAAAUAAAUAUAUAUGUAAAUACGUUAAAAUAAUAUUUCUAAGUAUAUAUUUAUGAAUUACAUAAUUAGGUCAUUUUAUAAAUUACAGUUUGUGGAACCUGCCUGACAACACAGGCCAAAAGUCCAGGGAAUUUAAUUUGCAAGCACUAUAUUUAACCCUGUAACUUUCCAAGACACCAUAAAACCUAUACAUGGGGGGUACUGUUUUACUCGGAAGACUUGGUUGAACACAAAUAUUCCAUACAGUAAAAUGUAUUACAACGAUGAUAUCGUCAGUGACAUGUUUUACAUUUUUCACACACAAAUGGCACUUACACGGGCGAUAUAAUUGUUGUGAUACGUUUUACUGUUUUGAAACACUUGUGUUCAGCGAAGUCUCCUGAGUAUAACAUGUACAGGUUUUAUGGUGUUUUCAAAAGUUAGUCAAAUAUAAGGCUUGCGUUUCAGUUUUUUCACAUUGAAAUUCGCCAGAUUGGUUAUGUUGCAUUUGAGACCGUAUGGUAGCCCAGGAAUAAGAAUUACCCCCAUGAUGGCAUACCAUUUGCAAAAGUAGACAACCCAAGGUAUUGCAAAUGGGGUAUGUCCAGUCUUUUUUAGUAGCCACUUGGUCACAAACACUGGCCAAAAUUAGCGUUCAAAUUAGUUUUUUGCAUUUUUAACACAAACAAAUAUUAACACUAACUUUGGCCAGUGUUUGUGACCAAGUGGCUACUAAAAAAGAAUGGACAUACCCCAUUUGCAAUACCUUGGGUUGUCUACCAUUGCAAAUGGUAUGCCAUCAUGGCGGUAAUUCUCAUUCCUGGGCUACCAUACGGUCUCAAAUGUAACGUAACCAAUCUGGCGAAAUUCAAUGCGAAAAAACUGAAAAAUGUAACAUGCUAUAUUUGACCCUGUAACUUCCCAAAACACCAUAAAACCUGUACAUAGGGGGUACUGUUUUACACGUGAGACAUCGCUGAAUAUAAAUAUGUGUAUUUUAUUGUAGUAAAAGGAAACAGUAUUAUGACAUUCACAGUUAAAAUGUGAUGUAGAACAAAAUUUUUUUUUUAAAUUCUUCUUUUCUCCCAUUUUUUAAAAUAUUUUAUUCAUAUUAAAUUGUUUCAUACCUAAAUAUUUGAUGUUAAAUGAAAGCCCUGUUUCCCCUGAAUAAAAAUGCUAUGUAAUAAGUGUGGGUGCACAUAAUAUGAAAGAGAUGAAUUACGCCUGAACAGACAUAUAGCGCAAAUUCAGGAUUUUGUUUUAAUCACAACGUGUACAUUUGGCUCAGUCCUUAAAGGACCACUCUAGGCAACCAGACCACUUCAGCUUAAUGAAGUGGUCUGGGUGCCAGGUCCUUCUAGGGUUAACCCAUUUUUUCAUAAACAUAGCAGUGUCAGAGAAACUGCUAUGUUUAUCAAUGGGUUAAGCCUUCCCCUAUUUACUCUAGUGGCUGUCUCAUUGACAGCCACUAGAGGCGCUUGCGUGCUUCUCACUGUGAUUUUCACAGUGAGAGCACGCCAGCGUCCAUAGGAAAGCAUUAUGAAUGCUUUCCUAUGUGACCGGCUGAAUGCGCGCACAGCUCUUGCCGCGCGUGCGCAUUCAGCCGACGGGGCGGAUCGGAGGAGGAGAGGAGGCAGUGAGCUCUCCGCCCAGCGCUGAAAAAAGGUAAGUUUAACCCCAUUUCCCCUUUCCAGAGCCGGGCGGGAGGGGGACCCUGAGGGUGGGGGCACCCUCAGGGCACUAUCGUGCCAGGAAAACAAGUAUGUUUUCCUGGCACACUAGUGGUCCUUUAAAGCGGUACUGUCAUGCCGAACUUACCUUUCUUUAAUCGAUUUCUCGUCUCUCAGGAUCUGUUCUUCAUUUCUUCCUGUCUGCUCUAGUUUUCUUUAAAAUAUAAGACAAAGUAGCGACUAUUUGUCUUAUAGAGGUUUCCUACGCCUGACCAUCUCUGACCAGCGGAGGAGCAAAGUGUGCUUCAUUUCCGGUGGUCAGAGAAAUUUUCCCACAGUUCUUAGCUUUCUUCCCGGUUCCCUUGAUGCUUCCUGUCAGUAUUCCCGAACGUCCUGUCAUUUAGACACGACGCCGGCAAAACUGCAGAAUUGCAUCCUAACAGAAUGAGAACAGUUAGUUAAUUCAUGUUAGGACGCAAUUCGGGACUUUGUUCGUAUCGGAAUUUCAUUCUUCAUUUGCUUAGUAGAUAACUCCCUAAUUCCCAGGGUAUUAGGGAGCUAUCUACCAAAAGGCUGAAAGACCUAAAUUGGUCUUUCAGCCACAUUUAAGUAACGUUGACUUAGUAAAUAAUCUGCCCCUACUCGCUAUACCACGAGUAGGGGCAUGUCUACUAAAUAGUGAGCAACCUGACGCUCAGGGGUGGGGGCAUUGGGUCCCCCCUCAUUUUCUGACGAAUGAAUGGAUGGAUGAAAUUCUCGUUUGCAUGCCUAGGUGUUUAAGUGGGCACGUGCGGGAAUUUCACAGCGCUAUCUAGUGUGGGCAGAUGACCCACAGGGACUUAAUCUACCCACAGAAAGAUGGCGGCGCCCUGAACAUAGGUCCGGCACAAAAUAAAGAUUAAAAAUAGGUAAUAUGGGGAGUUUAGUGGCACUUGGGGGUGACUAGGGGGUCAGUUAGAUGUAGUGGAGUCGGGAGGGGGGUUAAAAAAAAAAAAAGUGAUUCGGCCAUGACCGUGCUGCUUUAAGGUGUUAAUUCACUGAGCUCUUCAAAAUGGUCCUUUUGUUUCUCAAAUGUUUAGAAAUGCAGACUGCAUGACUAGGUUCUUGAUUUUUAUACACUGAUUGAUUUUAUGUCAAUAUGUCUGAUUUAAACACUUGAAUUCAAUAAUUAAAAAGUAUGUUCCAAUACCUCUGCCCGUAUUUUUUUUUUUUUUGGCUACUACAGCCUUUUCUGGUUAACAAAACUAAUCGAUGUACAACAUACAAAAAAAACCUUUCAGGCUAAAUGUGGCAGCUGUGUAUUCUUUAAUUCUGAGACAUAUAUCCCAUGAUGCAAAACUGAGCUGUCCCCUAAUUAACAUAUGAAUGGAAAGUAGCUAUUAACCAGGCAUAGGAGGAAUUCCUGCUAGAAGCUCCAUUUGGAUGCAUUAUUUAUCAAGGUUUCCUCUGAUGAACUGAUGGACUUUAUACUUUCUGGUGUAAAACCAGAUGCUCGCUGUAGGGUGCAUACAGUAUACAUAACAUUUAUACAAUAUGAAUAUAUAUAUAUAUAUAUAUAUAUAUAUAAUGUUUGUCUUUGUUCUCUAUUUCAGUAGAAUACCCUAGGCUGGUCCUGUGGCUUGAGAUUUGAACUAAGGAUGUGCCCAAUGGCAAUGUUUGGGACUGUGGUUUGUGAGGGGUGAAAUGAGUUUGGUCAGCAAUCAAUCAAGUAAGGUGCAAACAUACUGUACCGAUCACUCAGUGCUUAUGGGGCAUUGUAGGAGUAUAUUAAAGGAACACUAUAGUAAAGCUGUGAUUUCUGCUCCUAGCUGGCGUGAAGCAGACAGAAGAUGAUAAGCCUGCAAGGACAUAGUCUUCCACUCUCCCAAGCCCAGUAGCAUCUAAGUAAGUCAGCAUCUAGCACCAAGAGCAGAGGAGAACCAGCUACACGAUGACGGCGGAGCCUGAGAGGGAGAGGUUCAGGUAAGUUAAAGUUUUGGCCACCAGCAGCAAUGUCACCAUUAGGGAUCUUGGCAAAUUCUGCAAUGUUCCCAGACGAUGACAGUUCCGCUUUAAAUUAUUUUUGUUUAUGUCCACGCAGCCCUAGCGACACCACCCCUUCAAUCUGAUGUUAACUUACUUCUGAUUGUCCCCGAAGUAUAAGAUAAUACAAUCAGAAGUAAGUUAACAUAAGGUUGAAGGGGUGGUGUGGCUAGGGCUGCUGGUUCUCCUCUGCUCCUGGUGCUUCAGCAUCAAGAGCCCCUAGAUGCUGACUUAGAGCCACUAGAUGCUGACUUACUUAGAUGCUACUGGGAGGAGGGAGACCAUGUCCCUUGCAGGCGCCAUCUUCUUCUGUCUACUUCACGUCCGCGUCAGGAGCAGAUAUCACUGCUUUAACUAUAGUGUUCCUUUAAAAUACUCCUCCUACAACCAUUGCAACACUAUGGUGCAAAAGGGAAACUGCACCCAGACCACUUCAAUGAGCUGAAGUGGUCUGGGUGCCUACAUUGUCCCUUUAAGCUAAAGUUGUUUUGGUGACUAUAGGGUCCCCUUUAAGUAAAUUCUAUUUUUUGCAAUUGGAGUUUUUUGUUUUUUUCCCUUCAGUACUUUAAUAUUAAAAAUAUUAACCUGCAAAAAAUGUAAAGUAAUCCAAAUAGAGUGCACUAUUAACAUAUCUUUGAAAAUAGUCAAAUCACCCUUGGUGAACCCAAGUGUUCUGUGGCAAUACAUAAAUGGCAAAAGCUACUUGGGGAGGAAUCAGUGUAUCUCAAAGGGGGGGGGGGGGGGGGAGAGAGAUGUAGCCACAGGAAGGAUAGGGGAUGUCUUGAAGUUUAAAUGAGGGGAAAAUAUGUCUAUCAGACAGAAAAGGUGAGAGCUGCUCUAAACUUUUCAAACAGACAAAACAAUGAGAGGUUGCUGUGAAUUGCAGUUGAAACAAGCAAGACCCUUCCUGAUGGAAUCAACUUAACUUUAUUCUUACACUCUAACCCUACAGUUCAACUGGCAGUAGGUGUCUCUUUUGUUGACCCCAGUUCACAGUACCCAUUAACUAAUAUGCUAAUCUCCUUACCCUCAUUCUUAUAAAUGGUUGGUUUAUUAUUAAAGCCAGAUAUUUAACCUGAAAGCUCAAGUUUGUGCGUUGCUGUUGAGGGAAUCCUAACAGUGUGUUCUUUUUUUCUUCCCUGAGAUUCUAUAGGAAUUGAGCAUUAGGGACAGAGGGACUAGUGGCUUUCACACAGUGACCAGUCUUUUGGAAAGAUGGUCACUGCUUGAUAAGGCACACAUCCCAGAUGGGCAGCUUUUGUCCGUAGUAUUAUUAUUGCCAUUUGUAUAGCGCCAACAGAUUCUGUAGAGCUUUACAAUAUUGUGAGAGGGGUGAUGUAACUAUAAAUAGGACAAUUACAAGAAAACUUAUAGGAACAAUAGGUUGAAGAGGACCUUCCUUAAACGAGCUUCCAGUCUAUAGGAAGUAGGGUAUAAAACACAUUAGGACAGGAAGUAUAAAUCAAAUAAGGUGGGAGUGUAGCAAGCUGGAGGAGAGUAAAGUGCUGCCCUAUAGGAGAGAGCAAAAGACAGGUGUGUAAGGUAGAGGUUACUCUGGGAGGCCAUACGCUUUCAUAAAGAGAUGGUUUUUAAGGCACUUCUUCAAAGAUUGAAGACUAGAGUAGAGUCUGAUGGGGGUAGGCAGGCUAUUCAUAGGAAAUGAGCCGCCCCGCGAGUUGGCCGUAAGGGUGCGAGCAGCGGUCAGGAGGUGUCACGGGCAGAGCGGAGGGGCAUACCUAAGGAUCUAUAAAGAGAUAUGAGGGGGCUAGAAUUGUACAGUGCUUUAUAUGUAUGGGUUAGCACUUUGAAUUGAUUCCUAUAGGAUACAGGAAGCCAAUGUAAGAACUGACAGAGGGGUGAGGUGUGAGAGGACCGACUAGAGAGGAAAAUCAGUCUGGCGGUAGCAUUCAUUACAGACUGUAGCGGGGCGAUACGCCUUUUGGGAAGACCAGUCAGGAGAGGGUUACAAUAAUCCAUGUGGGUAAUUACUAGAGCAUGGACAAGCUCCUUGGUAGCAUCUUUUGUAAGUAAGGGGCGGAUGUGGGCUCUGUUUUUAAGUUGGAAUCUACAGGAUUUGGCAACAAACUGGAUGUGAGGCUCAAAGGUGAGGCCAGAGUCAAGUAUGACGCCAAGAUAACGUGCUUGCAAGGAUGGACUUAUGUGGAUACCACUGACUUGAAGGGAGAGUGACAGUGAAGGAUCAGUAUUAGGAGGAGGAAAGACAAGGAGUUCAGUUUUAGAGAGAUUGAGUUUCAGAAAGCGGGAGGACAUCCAAAGAUGGAAGAAAGGCAAGCAGUGACAAGUUGCAGGACGGCAGGGGAGAGGUCCGGGGAGGAGAGAUAUAUUUAGGUGUCAAAACCAUACAGGUGGUAGUGGAAUCCAAAAGAGGUAAUACGUUUUCCAAGAGGGGCAGUAUAAAGAGAAUAUAGAAGUGGACCAAGGACAGAGCCUUGGGGAACUCCAACCAAGACAGGACAAGGGGAGGAGGUAUCCUUGGAAAAGGAGACACUGAAUGAGCAGUGGGAGAGAUAAGAGGAGAACCAUGAGAGGACAGAGUCACAGAGACCGAGCGAUUGAAGACUCUGAAGGAGGAGAGAAUAAUCAACAGUGUCAAAGGCAGCAGAGAGGUCAAGAAUAAUUAAUAUGGAGUAGUGGCCCUUGGAUUUAGCUGCAAUAAGGUCAUUAGUAACUUUGAUAAGAGCAGUCUCUGUAGAGUGGAGAGGGCGGAAGCCAGACUGAAGAGGGUCAAGGAGAGAGUUGGAAUUAAGGAAGCGACACGUCUUUCCAGAAGCUUUGAGGGGAAAAGGGAGCAGGGAUAUGGGAAGAUAGUUGGAAGGGGAGGAAGGGUCGAGAGAUUUUUUAUUUUUAAUUUUUUUCAGGAUAGCUAUUACAGUGGCAUGUUUAAGGUCAGCAGGGACAACGCCAGAAGAGAGAGAGAGCAGUUGAACAUGUGUGUUAGGGAAGGCACAAGACAAGGGGAGAGAAAUCUGAUGAGGUGAGACGGGUCAUCCAGAAAUGUUUCAAUAUUGUAUGGGGCCCAGGAUAUAAAGGAGAGAAUCUAGGGUUAGAUAAGACAGAUUGUGGCAGGAGAAUCAUUUAGGUGUUAAAAACAAAAUCAUGGAAAACGCACAUGAAAGGGAAUUUAAAUUUAAGGAUAUGAGAGAAUGGCAGAGUGGUGAAUAUUUAAGUAAGUGGCUGUGGAUCCCUCUAUCUUGCUCAGGCUGAGAUUACAAUAUUAUAUUUAAAAGUAGUAAUUACAAUAUUAUAUUAAUGUCUAAAGCAUCCUUUUAUUUCAUGCUGGACCUGCAGACCUGACCAUGUCAGUUGCCCAGCAGAUUUUAUUUUUCUAGAACCUUGGAUGAUUUGACACUUCUGUGAUCACAGGGCUUAUUAUUUUUUUUAUUUUUUUUGUAAAUAUGAUUUUUAUUGUCGAUAAUGCAAAUAACCUCAAGCCUAAAGAGUUGGCAGAGAGACACGCAGGUCUCAGGCAUAUUUUCAUAUAUCAAUGCAUCUGGUGUGACACCAUAUUCCUACAGGCUCGCAGGCCACAUUAUCAGUGGGUCGCUGUUCGGCUCGCAGGCCCCCUUCGGCCCAUAGCAUUGUCAUUACCGCUGUAAUUCCCCUUAUCUUAUACGUAUUCCUGUGAUCUGGGUGUUAUGUACCGUUUAUCAGGGUAGACAGGUUUAUCUGUUUGUAAGAUAGGGAACUCUGUCCCAGUAUUCCCUAGGGUUCGUGUGUUUAUUAGUGCUGUUCCCUUGCAUGACUUGUGCCCUCCCUUCCGGGUCUCGGGACCCUGUCUUAUGGUGGGUUUCUUUCUGGCACGGGGGGAUUAGUCGUAGCGACCUAGGUGACAGUUUUGUGCUUUCCGCUCAUGAGCAUUGCUUUUUGAUAUAUGUGUGCGUUACUUUGGCCCCUGCGGUUCGUUAUGUCUCUCCUAUUUCCUGGGAUCUCUCUCCCCUUGUCCCCGGCGUCUAGUAGUGCAUGUUUGUUAUUGCUUUCGUCCAGUUUGCAUUUUUAUUGGUAGUCAUCAUUCGGACAGUCUGUAAUGUUCUUGUGUGUGGCCUUGUCUAAAUAUUGUGUGUUUGCUUAUUUGGGUUCCAUGCUUGUGAAGGUAGUCGGAACAUGUUAUUAUGUUUGUUUGUUUGAUCCAGUAUUGGUGCGGUUGACUCCUUAGGUUUCAGUUCCUGUGUCGAUCAAUGGGUGUCUGCAUCUCAAGCUCAAGUUUAACGUGGAACCCUAUGGUUUGUUGUGUCCCUAUGUUUGUCGUGAUGUGUUGUAGUGUUGUGUCCUACUGUGUCCGUGGUAGGUCUUCUCAUUUCCCUUUCGUGUAUCAAUUCACCUCACGUGUCUCCUCCUAAUCUACAGCGGUAUCAUGGGUUUCGCUCUCUUUUGGGUCUUGCCCUGUGUCAUGAUUGCAUUUGUGUGUUGUCCCUAGUCGGGUCGGGGAGGAGGACAGGUUGGGUAAAGUGGGGUGGGGGCAGUGUGGGGUGUGAUUGUGGAGCUGAGGUGCAUGGGUCCCCCCUCCUCUCUGCAGAUUCUGCUGUGUGUCCAGCUGUGCAUCGUCGCCUACACUGUGUAUAGUAGCCAGGGUCUCCAGAUCUCCGUGUGCCGUUCUCCUCUUCCCAACAGGUCUGCUAUUUUGGCUUCAGCUGUUCGUAUUUCUUCCACUUUGCGUUUCCAUUGUUCCGUUGUGGGUGGGUCCUCUUUCUUCCAGUGUAGUGGAAUUAGGGAUUUAGCUGCGUUCAGGAGAUGUCUCAUGAUUGAUUUUUUUAUUUUAUUUUAUUUUUUAUUGAUUUUUUUUUUUUGUAGGUAGACAGGGGUUGCUCCGUGUGAUGUAUGAGGGCUGCUUCCAUUGUCAGGUGUGGGGGGUCAUCCAGUAUGUUUUUUUUUUUUUUUAGUUCAUGUUCGAUGUUCCCCCAAUAUGGCUUAAUUUUCUUGCAGUCCCACCAGAUGUGCCGCAGUGAUCCAGUGCCCUCGUUGCAUCUCCAGUAGGUUUUCGGGAUAGUCGGGUUGUAUCGGCUGAGUAAGGAUGGUGUGCGAUACCAGUGCACCAGCAACUUGUAGUUUACCUCCUGGAAGUGGGAGCUUGAUGAGCUCUUGUGUUGCAGUAUCAAGAUUUUUUUCCCACUGGUCGUCCGGGAAGGAUUUGGCUGUCCAUUCCUCCCAUUGGCGUUUGUACAAGUUGUUUUUUGAUCAGGUUAUAAUAGUAGUGUUUCAAUUGGGCGUAAUGGAAUUGGUGCAUGAGCGUGGGAGGUCUUCCGUCUGCUAUUUCUCUUAGCGGUUUCACGCCUGUAUUAUUGAGCACAGUGUGUAUGGGUAUGUAUCCGUCUUGGCUGUCUAACGGCCAGGCGGACGGUGUGAGUCCAUCUCCCAGGUGUGGGUUAUAGGUUAUGGGAAUCAGCGGGCUCGGCUUGGGUGAAAUCCGUCGUUCGUUCCUCAGUAUGGUCCAGUGUUUUAGUGUCUGUGUAACAGGGGAGUCCUCUCCAAGUGCUGUCUGUGCUUCCGUUUCUUUGUGCCACAUCAGCGUGUACAGUCUGUUGUCUGUGGUGUCUCUCCAUAGUGUCACCCAGCGUUUGUGGGGUGAGGCUAUAUGUAGCUCCCUCAGUCUCUGUAGUACCGUGGCUUGGUGGUAUCGUUUAACGUCCGGUAGCGCUAGUCCUCCCCAUCGUCUCGGGAGGCAGAGUUUUUCGUAGCUAAUUUGUGCCCUGUCCCCUUUCUAUACGUAUUGAAUGAGCGCUGUCUUAAUUGUUGCGAAAAAUGUUUGCAGUACCGUUUGUAGCGCUGUGUGGGAGAGGUAUAGGAUCCUGUGUAGGACAUUCAUCUUAAUUACAGCUAUCCUCCACAGCCAUGAUAUGUGUGCAUAGUUCCAUCUCUUGAGGUCUCCAAGGAUGGUGGUCAGAAGUAGUGUGUAAUUGUGUGCGUAGAUGUCUUUUACUUCAUGUGUGAUCCAUAGCCCAAGGUAUCUCAUACGUUCGUGGCACCAGUGGAAUUGGAAUCGUCGUCAGUUGUGUGCAUUCAGUCUCGGGUACGGUGACGUUAAGAAUGUCACACUUCGUUAGGUUGAGUUUUAGUCCUGAGAGGCGCCCAUAGUUUUCGAAUUCGGUCAGUAGCUGUGGUAUGGAGUCUGCUGGGUUCUUGAGGAAAAACAGCAGAUCAUCCACGUAGGCGGCGACUUUAUGUUCGUGCGUUUUGUAGCUUAGCCCUGUUAUCCUCUGGUUUUUCCGAAUGCGAUCCAGGAGCGGCUCCAGGGUGAGGGCAAAUAUGAGCGGGGAAAGCGGGCAUCCCUGCCUUGUGCUGUUCCGGAUGUCGAAGCUAUCCGUAAGGGCCCUAUUCACUCUGGCGUUCGGUUGACUGUAAAGCGCGAUGAUCCAUGCGAGCAUACCACGUCCCAUGCCCGUCGUGCGUAAUGUAUCCGUCAUGAAGUUCCAGUCUACUCUGUCGCCAGCACCUUGGAGAAAGGUUUUAUGUCGGUGUUAAGGAGUGAUAUUGGGCGGUAAUUUCCUACUUGCUCCGUGUUUUUACCCGGUUUAGGGAUGACCGUGAUGGUUGCAGCUAAGGUUUCCCUGCUGAAGGUGUUUCCUUCACGUAUGCUAUUUAUCGCCUUAGUUAGGUGGGGUAUAAGAAUGGUUCUGAAUUUCUUGAGGUAUUCUAUCUGGAAGCCAUCCGGUCCUGGUGCUUUUCCGGUUUUUGCUACUUUCAGUGCCUGUCUAAUUUCCUCUUCGGUGAUAGGCACAUCGAGUUCUUCUGCUUCCUCCAGUGUGAGGGCGUCCGGUUGAAAGCCCUCUAGGUAGUCUGUCGUGUCUGUCUUCCUCGCGGUUUGGGAUAUUCCGUCUUCGUCUCCACGUGUAUUGUAUAACUGUGUGUAGAACCGUUGGAAUUCACUCAAAAUGUCUUCUGGAAAUUGAGUUGUUGUGCCUUGGGCGGUGCGCAGGGCGUGGACUUGCGCCCUGCCCUGCGCUCCUCGCAGCAUCCGUGCUAGUAGUUUACCCACCUUGUUGGCAUGCAUGUAGAAGAAUGCAUGUGAUCUUUGGACAGUUCUGGCGUGUUUGCGUUCAAUAAGUUCUGAGAGUAGCCGUCUGUGUAAGUCUGGUCUUGUCGGUCGUGUUUGUGGGCCAUUUCCAGGUCAGAUAUCUUCUGUGUUAGGUCAGCUAUCUGUUGUCCGGUUUCCUUUUUCCGUCGAGUAGCCAUGCGAAUUAUGACAGGGCUUAUUAUUCAUCUAACAUUUUACAUACAUAAGUUGUAAUAGUACAAAAUAAAAUGAGAACGCUCAUUUUAUUGAAUAUGAGAGAGCCAUUGAUGGGGAAUCAAUCAAUCAAUUAAUUGAUUAUCUUGCGUAUCUGCCCCCGGCCAAAUUUAAAAAGACGUGUGCAUGCUCCUGAAGCAAUUCACACCAGACACAGGUUUCGGGUUAAUGGACGGCAUGCCCCUUAUAAAGCAAAAUUACAUCAUAUGCAUUGUCAGAGAUAACAUGGAAUAAUACAUCAAUAAUUGGUUAGGUGUUAAGUGGUUCAUUUAGGGACCUUCCUACCGGGUGUGAUGUCAUUGGUAUCUUGGGGGUCUCCCCCAGAUUCCAGCGCCAUCUUGUUAAUGAGGGUGUUAGUCGAUGUCAAAGGGAAACUCCCUAGCGGGUUAGGUAAAUCACGUAUAAGGUUGAAUAAUGCUGAUUGUGGUUAUGCUGAGUAAAUAGGCAUUUUAUUAAUAUGACUUGGGUUAAUAUUUUUGUCCACAACAGCCACCCUGCAGAGUUUUUUCAGUAAACACAAAAUUGCACUAAAGUGAAAAGUAAAAUUCGCAAUUUAUGCUAAAGCAGCCCAGUUGUGACUAUAAUAGAAUUGGAGAACAUUUGCAAAUGAGCCAUUUAUGACAAAAAUUUUGCAAUUUAUUUUUAAUUUAAUACAAUUUAGUGUUUAUGACUAUUAUCAUUUUAAUUAAAUAUUAACUUCUUGUUAUGGUCUCCUUUUUUCUUCCUAUCUUCCUGCCAGCUGUACCUUUCCCACCUACACGUCGCCUGUCCAUGAAUGAAGUGUUUGUAGAGGGACGCCCUCAGUUAGAGACUCUGAAAAAUCACCUGGCCAAAGAGGGACGGUUGGAGGAGGAAGUUGCCCUGCGCAUUAUUCGAGAGGGAGCUGCAAUCCUGCGACAUGAGAAGACCAUGCUUGAGGUGGAGGCCCCCAUCACAGGUGAAUCACCAGCUGAAUCCCAUGUUUUAUCUUUUUCUCCUCCUUGAUACUUAGAACAAUCUUUCUCAAACAGUAGUUUUUUAUUCUCUCACCCACUCUUUCUUCACUGCUCUUCACUAUGUUUUUUGCAACUUUUACCCUCUGUUUUUAAUAAAGGUUCCCACUAUUGACUCCUCUCCCUUUUAUCAUUUUUUCCCCAUAUUUCUUAUCACUCUUCUACACAUUACUCUGUUGCUCAUUGUCCUUUAUUUCCUGUUUUUGCAGUUUGUGGUGAUAUUCAUGGGCAAUUCUUUGACCUUAUGAAGCUUUUUGAAGUUGGGGGUUCUCCACAUACCACACGUUACCUCUUCUUGGGGGACUAUGUGGAUCGAGGCUACUUCAGUAUAGAGGUCAGUGUCUCAUGCCCAUACAGACAAAAUGGUUUGUGUCUGGUAACAGUAUGACUUAGAAUAGACUGACUGAACAGAUACUUGUUACAUUUCUAUCAAAAAUCCAUGCCCAGGUAGAAAAGACUAAUAUAUCCUCUGGCCAAUAGACUGAAAGAGAUUUGUGACCUUAUUAUUCAGGGUUAAAGGGUGGUCUUGGUACACCUCAUUCAUUUAUACUUUUAAUAAUUCAUUCUUCUUUUGUUAUUUCUUGUCUCAUUAGUGUGUUCUAUACCUCUGGAGCCUGAAAAUUAUUCACCCCAAAACCCUGUUUCUUCUGCGAGGGAACCAUGAGUGCCGACACUUAACAGAGUACUUCACCUUCAAGCAAGAAUGUGAGUGAUUUUGAUGAGUGUCCUGUUUUUUUUGUUUUUUGUUUUUUUUUAUUGCCUCUCUUCAAGUGUUGACCCACAAUGCAUUUAGUCAGUUUCUGGGUCUAUAUAUUUUCUGCUGCACUGCUUUUGCCUAAAUCCUACCAGAUAUUUGUGUUUCCUUUUCUCUGGCUUCUCAUGCACAAUACAAGUUGGUUUCAUUUGUGUAUGUUUCUUUCUGUUUCUUCCUGCACUCUACUUUCAGCUGUAUCCCUAAUAUAUGGAUCCUUAUUGAGUCCUUCUGAACCCGGUUUCUAUUUGUAUUCCUAAUGUGUCCAGCAUCUUUUUUGGUUUCUCUUGCACUCUGCAUUUAACUUAUAUUUUAAUUCCUAACAUGUUUAGCCUACUUUGUAGUUCCUUCUGCACUCAACGCUGUGCUUAAAUAUAAAAGUCUGCAGACUUUCGUUUCCCGUGGUAAAUCCCUGCCCUACUACCCACUGUCUUUUUUUUCAGAUCUCUUGCUUUACCCUGCCCCAACACUGAGUCAUGUAUUUCUUUGUAAACUAUUUUACAAGGUACGAUCUAAUGAAAUUUCUCUCCUGGAAGGGGCUGUCCUGGGGAGUUCUAAAAAAACAAAAAACAAACAAUGUUGCACAUAUGUAGCAUAAUUAGACAUGCAUUGUUACACAUAUAAUGUCUGAUAAUGAGUGCAGUUGCUUUUUUUAUUGAAGUUAGGUAGUUGGAGUUGUUUUCAGGGACUUCAGACUGGUGUCAGAUUUGAUAUUAUCUGGCAGGCUAUAGGAGAAAGAUACUCGACUGACCUCCUUUUUGAAGUGGGGGAUGGAUAAAAAAAAAAGAGGCCUUAAAGGACCACUUUGCUGCACCAUAGAAUUAAGUUGUUAUAGCUUGAGGAGUUACCAGGCGCUGGCUUAUCUUAAGUGGUUAAACGGCUAAAUAAUAGUUUGAUUUCAAAGUCUUUAAUCUGGAGCCUGAUCGCUCUCCUCCUUCACUUCUAUUCCAGUCAGCUGCUUUAAUCAGGAAGCCAUUGACCAAGUAGCUCCCCACUCACAAAACUGACAGAAAGAUUGGUACCUUUUUCAUUCCAUUUUGUCAUUGGGGUACUACUGUUAGCAUCAGCUGAUGCUCUCAGCCUAACUGCGGCACACAGUGCCUCGGACUGGAACAGAAGUGAAGGGCUAGAGUGAUCAGGUGCCAGAUUAAAGACAUUAAACUGUUUGUUAAUGGUUUAACCCCUUGAGAUAUGCCUUUGCCUGGGACCUCCUUGCACAAUAAAAACCUUAUUUUAAUUAAAUUGUUAUAGUGCCUGGAGUGGAAUCUGGUUUCUAUAAUUAGACCGUUUAGAAGUUCCAACUUCUCACAAAGAUGGCUUCUGUAGUUACACUGGGAACAAUGUGAAGUAACAAAUUAUAUAGAGUAUUGAAUUUAGACAGAUGUGUUUACACUGCUGAUCAAUAUAUUCUAUUCCCAUAGUUUAUUACUGGCAUUAACAUAUGGCGUUGGGACUUUCCAUUCCAUUCUCCACAGAGUGGACUUUAAUGCCAUUAGAACGUCAUGAAAUGUCCUAAAGCUUUGGGAUUUGACCCUGCUCACAUCAGGAAGACCUAGAUAUCAAUUCAUAUCUGGGGCUCUUCUGUGCCAACUAGGGCCAUAUUUAGUGGCUUGCAGAUGAACUGUAUGCAACAUUUUAGCGAUCACUGCAUACAGCGCUUUAAAUGGGGAUUUAAUCACAGAGGCUAUAAACAGGGGUAAAUUACUGCUCACACCAGGGAGACCCAAGUAUCAAUACCUGGGAUUUAGUUCUGUCAGUUAAAUAUGACCCCAGACUGACAGAUGAACUGUAUGCAGUGCUCAAAGUGAGCUGACACUCUCUUCCAAUCGCCAGCACCCAGUGCUUCCCUGUGCUUUCCUUUUCUGCACAAUACAGAGGCUGAGCAAUGAAGGGGUUAAAAGUGCCUUCAUAAAUAUGUACAGGGUGGCCGAUAAGUCUCUACCCAUCCAGCACACAGAUACACUGUAUAUUUUUUAUUCUCUCACCCACUCUUUCUUCACUUAUACAUAAGAUAUAUAGAUGGGUAGGGACUUACGGGCACACCUGUAGAAUAGAAGGGUUAAGACCUGAUCCUUGAGUGACUCCACAAGCAACAUUUGAGUGACUGGGAGACACUGCUGGUAAUGGAAACAAAUGUGGCCCUGUCAGAUAUACUUGGUGCAAUUUGUUUCCUUGCACUCUGCAUUGCUUAUCCAGCAGAGUUUUUACCAUUGUCAUACUCCUUCCAUAUAUUUGUUUAGGAAAGUUUAAUUUAUUUUCUGUCUUACCGAUCAGCUUUUUGUUUCACUUAUUUCAUGCAUUUUUGUAAUAAACUAUUUUCUGUAUUGUAGCUGGCAAAUAAAUAUCUCAUGAUGUAGGCACAUUACUGUGGUACCAUCAAAUAAAAGUGUUUUUUUAAUUGUAUGUCCAGUCUUUCAGAUGGACAGACAUUGAGAGACAACACAACUGAUUUGCUGGUUAAAUUUUCACUUAAUAUGUUGACUGUGUGUGGCAUGCUAACCUUCAUCUGGGAUCCAAGACAUUUCAUCAGGUCCAAUCACUUGCCAACAUACCACUCCUUAGCUUAGCUUGUUCCUUGAGACUUUGAAAUUCAAUAUGCCUUAGACCAUAAACUCUUAUCUGUUAAUGAGAACAUUGGGGAAUAAGAGAAGGGAAAGGUCAUCCGAACAAACAGUGCAGUCUAUUAAGAAGUUGCAGCUUUACUUUUUAAGAGAAAUAAAUAAAACAAAAAGCAUCUCGUGUCCUAUCUAUUGCCAUUUUUUGUGAGGCCAUUGGGAUAAUCUGAAAACUCUUUUUCAUGUUGGUGCUAUGAUAAAAAAAAUGUGAAGGAGCUUUUAAUCCAACUUGAGGCUAUUUUAAUGUGGGUUAGAAACCUCACAUGUCUACCACAGCAACCAAGUUAUUGACUGUUGUUCAUGCCAUGCUGAAGACAAACUGAUAAUGUCAAAGUUCAAGUGUUUCUACUGUUAGAGGGCCCCACGAAGAUGGCUAAUAUUAUACUGUUUCCAUGAUGGUAGCCAGUUUUAGCAGACAACUGUCUCUAAACCAAAUAGAAAUCUAAUAUCUUCUUUCUGAGGAGGAUACUCAAUUGAACAUAAAUAUAUUGCAUACGGUUUCCUCAAGCCUGAUAGGCUAAAGGUGUCAGCUGAUGCUCUCCUGUCUGAAAUUUCCUAAUUCAAGCUUUGGACUGUAACGGAUGUUUGUAGGGAGGACGAUUGGGCACCAUAAUUAAGACUUAGGGGUUAAAAUGUUUAACUCCUUGAGGUGCGCUGGUGUCUGGGACCUACUCACACCAAAACCUCUUCAUUCUAAUGAUGUUAUUAAGAGGUUUGGAGUAUCCCUUUUACCUGAAUAUCAACACACAAAUAACAUUUCUAUAUGUAUUCUUGACUUGGUUACCAUCGUUUACUUGCUCUAUUUCUCAUUCUCUAAAAGAACAUUUCAAUUAUUGUUCAAAAAGCAUCUACGUAGUCUUAAAGGAACACUGUAGGGUCAGGAACACAUACAUGUAUUCCUGACCCUACAGGGUUAAACCCACCAUUUAGGUGGCUUGCCCCCCUUAAAAGGAAUUAAAACUCACCUUAUUUCCAACGCCACGCAGGUCCACCAGCGCUGGCCCCGCCCCCCGAUCCGCCUGCUUGAUGACAUCAUCAGAAUUGCAGAUUUUUAGCCAAUCCAAUGAAUUGGUUAAAAUGGGAUGGAGAGGGGCCAAACACUGUUUUGGCCAAUCAGCACUUCUUCAUAGAGAUGCAUUGAUUCAAUGCAUCUCUAUGAGGAAAAUUCAGCGUUCCCAUGCAGAGCGUGGAGACGCUGAACGGCAGUGCUGCCUACUGUGCAGCACUGAGCCAGGAAGAACCUCCAGUGGCCAUCUGAGGAGUGGCCACUUGGAGAUGUUUCUAGGGGCACUGUAAACACUGCCUUUUCUCUGAGAAGGCAGUGUUUGCAUGAAAAUGCCUGAAGGCAAUGAUUAUACUCAUCAGAACAACUACAUUAACCUGUAGUUGUUCUGGUGACUAUAGUGUCCCUUUAAGUUCAACGGGAACAUGUCCUUGGAAUUUGUCCAUAUUCACAAGUCAUGUUAUACUUUUCGUGUGCAAUAUGUCUCACUUCACAUAGGAUGAAGUGUUAAGAAAAAAAAGGAAUCAAUUUAAAGGAAUAGGUUAUAGUUGUUUUUUAUCUAUGUAGUAACCAUAAGUUGGAGAUAUCCGUAGUUAGAAUUAACAAAACAGUGUGUUCUUUCUGUGCCCAUAAGUACAUAUUGGUUAUAACUUGUCCUACAGAACUAUGAUAGAUCAGUGCCACAUGACAUAACCAGUUGUUUUUUUAAUAGAUGUUCUGACGUGUUGAUAAGAGUCCCAUCCAUGUGAAAUAUCCAGGGAUUAUGGUUCAUAUAUGAAGCAGCUGAUAACUCUUUAAAAAUAUAGACCUCUUUUAUUGAAAAGUAUUACAUAUUUGCAGUAGAGGGAUAGCUAGUGGUGAGUACGCUGUCUUCUCCGUAAUCACUGGUGAACGCAGAAGAACAUCAAUUUGUUAGUACAGACAAAUACAGAGUAAUGGUGAACAGCGCAAUAAAAAAGUGAAUAAACAGUGUACCACAAGUGAUGUAAAUACAAUAAAAUAAAGUAUAUACCCUUUAGAAUUUCUUGGAUAUUUCCUAGGAGGAAUCAGACAUAAGAUCUCAUAGGGCAAUAAAACUAAUAAAAUCAAUAAGUGUACAUAAAGAAACACUGCAGUAAUCACACUCACAUUUCCAGAGCCUGUAUAUAUUACUGGCUCAGGUAGGUAAGUUUUGAGUGUUAUAUACAAGAAAACUUCCCACGGUCUUGUAGGGUUGAUAGGAGCUUAACCAUUCCAUUUGUUACAAAGGUCCACAGGUAAAGCACAAAUGUAUUUAGCCCUUGGCUUUGAGCGAAUUUAAAACCUUUUUGUAAAACUCUUUGUUGGUUAAAAUUUAAAACCUAUUUAGAAAUAUUUAAAAAAUGUAUAGGUUAUAUUUCCUCUUAACCUAUAAACAUUUUUAAUAUUUCUAAAAAGGUUUAAAAUUUUAACCAACAAAGAGUUUUAGAAAAAGGUUUUAAAUUCUCUCCAAGCCAAGGACUAAAUGAAUUUGUGCUUUACCUUUAUUGCGCUGUUCGCCAUUACUCUGUAUUUGUCUACGCUCUAUUUGUGGAACUGGAGUGAUUGGUUUCACGGUGGUACAAGCUGCAUUACACCACACUGUAUGGUAUCUGUUUGCACUUUAUAUUUAGCACCAUUUUUUUAUUACACUAUUUCUUUUUACUAUCAAGUUGUCAGUGUUGAACAGUAAAAGGAUUAAUAGAAUGAAUAAGGUAACAGAGGCAAAGUCGCAUCCAAUGUCAAAAUCCCAAAAGUUUUGUAUAUUGCACAUGUCCAUUAGCAAACUAUGCAUUUCUUUUUGUUUUUACAGAAGAUAUUUAUGAAUAAUUUAUUACAUGUGGUUUAAGGAAGAGCUUUAGUUUGAUGUUUUCAUCUUGUGUGAGUAACCUAUAAACCCAUCAUGUUGCAUUAUAUCCUAGGUUUAAUGUGCUGGUACCGUUAUCACCUUUCCCACCCUACCUAUCUUCUGAAGAUUCUGUGGCACAUCGAGAAUGCUCGCAGUUUAUAUUGUAUUCCUUAUUCUUCCAUUCUAGGUGCCAUUGUGCACAGAGAUGAUCUCAUAGUGACUGCUUCUUUUCAAGGCUUGUCAGUCUGACCAGCUGCCUCUAGUUCCUUCCAAUCUGUGUCCUGCACUAUUGGCAUUUUGUUACAGAGCAUUUGUCUUCUUUGUGUUCUCUUCUUUCAUUUGAAUCCUGAUAGCUUUGUUAGUUAUUUUUCUGUUUAUUUUUAUUUUUUGUCCCCUAGUAGUCUACUUAUUUUGCCAUCCGAUUCAUGCUCUCAAUAUGAUUCCAGCCAACCUAUGCCCUGUUUUCUUUCUGGCAUUCUUGAUACCCACCUUCCAUCUGUUUCUUUUUAGGACACACACACACACAUAUAUUCAAUGUAUUUCUUGCUGCUUUUCAACAAGACUUGGGGAACACAUUCAUCAGCGCACUCCGCUUUUUCAUAUGUGCUUUACUGUUUGAUAUAUCAUGAUUUCUGGCAUAUACUAUAAUUUGGUGCUUACUAUCUAAUAAUCUUCACAAUCAUGCUAGUCUGUGUCAAUAUCUGAAUCCAUAUUUAGAAAGUGACACUCUAUAAACUUUACUGAGUCUGCAUCCUGACAACCUGUGCGCCUUAAGGAGUCUGCAGCCUGACAACCUGUGCGCCUUAAGGAGUCUGCAGCCUGACAACCUGUGCGCCUUAAGGAGUCUGCAGCCUGACAACCUGUGCGCCUUAAGGAGUCUGCAGCCUGACAACCUGUGCGGCUUAAGGAGUCUGCAGCCUGACAACCUGUGCGCCUUAAGGAGUCUGCAGCCUGACAACCUGUGCGCCUUAAGGAGUCUGCAGCCUGACAACCUGUGAGUCUGCAGCCUGACAACCUGUGAGUCUGCAGCCUGACAACCUGUGAGUCUGCAGCCUGACAACCUGUGCGCCUUACUGAGUCUGCAGCCUGACAACCUGUGCGCCUUACUGAGUCUGCAUGACUGUACUUCUGUAUUGUCUGUUUCCAUUGCUUAAGUUUUGAGAAUUUUUUCAAUUUUAAGUUGGAAUAUGUAAUUGUAAUGUGCAUGUCAAGUAAACGUUAAGUGAGAACCAGACCAUAUUUUGCUGUUUAGGAACAAAUAGCACUGCAAUAUGGGUUGUGUUCAAAAGAGGAAGUAAUAUAAAUUAGACAUUUACACUCUCAGCUGUACUGCAAUUACAAAAUGCAGCAACAAAUGCAUAGCCUGUCCAGAGUUCAGACGCUGUUUACUUAGAAUUGCGUUACAUAUACCAAGUGUUCGGUAUUAAUCCUCAGCUAUUCUACCCAAAUCAUAAUUUGUGUGCAGAAUAUUGUAUGCGUGCUAUUUUACCCAAAGGACCAUUAUAUGAAGGGACACAUGUCUACUUCUUGUACAUGAAACUCGUAUGCUAUCUAUAAGUUACACAUCUGCCUAUGUCAUGCCUUUUGCAUAUUACCAUCCCUUUUCCCCUUUCUGGUUUGUCCUAACUCGUGUGCUUUCCCUUAGGUAAGAUUAAGUAUUCAGAGCGAGUGUAUGACUCGUGCAUGGAUGCCUUUGACUGUCUUCCACUGGCAGCUCUUCUCAACCAGCAGUUUCUAUGUGUACAUGGUGGACUGUCGCCUGAAAUCACUUGCCUGGAUGACAUCAGGAAGGUGAGUGUAUUACAAAAUCUCCCCUCCCCCCCAAAAAAAACUAACAACCCAAAAGUGUCUGUGUGUGUUUUUGUGUGUGUAUACACCUGUCAGUUCUGCACAUGUGAAAUGCUGGGAGUAGGGUUAUAUGUAGAUCUGUAAAGUUAUGCAAAGUUAUUUUUCCAGUUAUGAAUGUGGGAAUAUAUGGAGUAGGAUUCAGUGCAUGUUGUCUUUACAGUUAUGUAGAGGGGAAAUGCUGAGGGUAGGAUUAUAAAAAGAUCUGCACUGUUACAAACGGGCGAAUGUUAUGAGUAGGAUUAUAUACACAUCUUAACAAUUACAUAUGGAAAAAAUACUGACACUAGGGUUAUAUGUUAAAAAAAAAACUGACAAGUGGAGGAAUGCAGGGAGUAGAAUUAUGUGUAUUUUUACAGUUAGUCACAAGUGGAAUUCUGGGAGUAGGAUUAUAUGUACAUCUUUACAGUUACAAAUGGGGUAUAUGGCUUGGUGGCUAGGAUUACAUAUAGCUCAAGUGAAGGGAUUCUUUCUCCUGUGGAAACGCUUACCUCUCUCCCUUCGUAUUCUCUCUGUCUCCUCAGUUAGACAGAUUUAAGGAACCCCCCGCCUUUGGCCCCAUGUGUGACUUGCUGUGGUCCGAUCCAGCUGAAGAUUACGGAAAUGAGAAAACGCUAGAGCACUUUACUCACAACACAGUGCGCGGUUGCUCGUAUUUCUAUAGGUAAUGUGCUCUCCAUCCUUUUGCUACUCUUACUUGUGCUCUAACAGCUAUUAAAGUAUCAAAUAUAGCCAUUUGCUAUUAGGGUUUACUCAUUUAAAAAAAACAACAUUGGAUUAAUGAAACCAUUGUGAACAAAGAGAAUUAUAGUCUAAAAUGUGCCAGCUUUUCUCUACACAAUUUUUUUUUUUUUACAGACUGCAGUAACUUGCAGUUGCCAUCUCCCAACCAAAUGACUUAUGUGCCAUGCUUGGUUUUUGUGUCUGUGUUUGUGCAUCCAUCUACACAAUUUCUACACUUACUGCCCCUCGCAUUAAUUUCUGGUAACCUCAUGGAGAAUGUCUAUGCAGUGUUCAAAUAAGUAGAAUUUAAAUAGACACUCCAGACCCCUAAAGCACUUUAGCUUGCUGAAAAGCUUUGUGUGAAGAGUGUUUCCUCUUUUCUUUCAUUUGCAAAAAGUGCAGAUUUCAAUAGAAAUUGACACUUUUACUCAACCCCGGCUUUUCCAGCAGACAACAUAUCCUGUUACUUCUUGGUUUGGUUAGCAUAUUUGCACUGAACUCAAGAAACGGCAAUUACCAAGAGCAUCUGCCUUGCAAAGACUUCACAUUAAGCUGCAUUGGGAAGUCUGUAAUUGAACAGUCACAUAAAGUCUGGGCGGGUUUAGAAGAGGAGGGCUUGCAAAAGCGCAGACAAGAUCUGCACUUUUUCAAGCUCUUUUUAGGUAUACCUCCAAUGAAAAAUAUGCACAAUUAAAUGCAUGCAUGUUGUCAUUUGGGGUAUGAAUACUAAACUGUGAUUUAUAUUUUAUAUUUGGGCAGUGAAGUGUCCCUUUAAAGUAAUGUUAAUGUUAAUUUUCUCAUGAUUUCACAAGGCACAAUGUGUAGAGUAUGCAUACGACUAGAUGUGGAUGAGAGUCCCUCUCCAUAUAAGCAGGGACUCAGGCUAGUACGUUUUUAAGAUAUCCGUUCUUUCAGCUGCCAAUUAACACGCAAUUCCCAUUGGUUUUCUGCUGUAUUUUUCAGCUAUCCUGCUGUCUGUGAAUUUCUCCAGAGCAACAAUCUCCUGUCGGUUAUUCGAGCUCAUGAAGCGCAGGAUGCUGGGUAAAAUCUCUCAUUCCUUUUAGCCUGCUAGUUUGAGUUGUCUAAGACAAGAUCUACAACUUUUUAGUUCAAAAUGCCACCAAAACAAGAGGAUUUGGAUAAAGAGGGACUGCUAUUGUGUCCAGUAAUUGCUAGGAAUCAAGAGUAGGCCACGAGGUCUUGACAAAUUGGGACUCUCUCAGCAUCAUUUGAUAUCUAACUUGCUUUACAUAAACAAACUAUAAUUGUGCUUUACCCAUAUGUUGCCAUUCCCAUUCAAACCCAUACAAUUUGGCAAGGCUGAAAUUUACAUAUUCACCAGUAAUUUGACAACCUUAAUGUAUGCCAAGGACAAAUCUGUGUGGUUGUUUUGGUUAUCUUGGGCAAACAUAGGCUGAUCGAUUACCUGCUUGGUAAGGCUGUUACUGGUGUGGUUUUGCUACUGAUGCUCAAAACAGUAUUGUCCACUUCCCUUCAUCUGUAGGUACCGCAUGUACCGUAAGAGUCAGACCACUGGCUUCCCCUCUCUCAUCACCAUCUUCUCUGCACCAAAUUAUCUUGAUGUGUACAACAAUAAAGGUGAGACUACACACAACAGUGUAUAUGUGUGGCAUUGUUUCUGAGGAAUGUGUGUUUGAAUAGUGAUUUAUCUUGGUUGUGUCUGAGGUGUGAAUGAUCAGGAUUUAGAGAUUAGUGCGUGUACAGUGUGUGUAAAGUGAAGGUGGCAUUACUACUGUCUGCAGUGUAGGUAAAGUCAUAGUGGUUUUGCUACUGUCUGCAGUGUAGGUAAAGCAAAGGUGGCCCUGUUGAUGCCUACUGUAAAUAAACUGAUGGUGGAUUUGCUGCUGUCUGUAGGGUAAACAAAGUGAAAUUGCGAUUGCUGCUGUCUGUCUCGAGGGUAUGUAAAGCGAAGGCAGCUUUGCUUGUAAAAUGAAAGUGACAUUGCUACUGUCUGCAGUGUAUAUAAAGUGUUGACAUCUACUGUGUAUCUAAAGUGAAUCUGGCAUUCAUACUGUCUGUAUUGUGUGUAAAGGUAAAAUAUUGCUGCUGUACUCUGCAAUUUAUAGGUGGUGUAACACUGCUUGCAGUGUAUAUAUAAAACGUGUGUGUGUAUAUAGUGUUAAAAAAAUGGCUGCUGUGUGCAGGAUGAUGUUGCAGUAUGUAUAUGGGGGGUGAGAGAAGCACACUGCAGUGUGCUAAGAGAGAAACUUAGCAAGGUGCAUAGAGGUAGAAAUAGCAUAAAAUAUUUUGAGAUGUAGGAGCACACUACACUAUAUAUAGAGACACGUGUGAUUUUAUUUUUUUUUGAAAUGUAUUUAUUUUUAAAUUUUUCUCUUUUAAACAUUUACCCCUUUUUCUUCCUGCAGCUGCAGUGUUGAAAUACGAAAAUAAUGUAAUGAAUAUUCGUCAGUUUAACUGCUCUCCGCACCCUUACUGGUUGCCAAACUUCAUGGAUGUAUUCACCUGGUCCUUGCCCUUUGUAGGGGAGAAAGGUAAUAAGCCUCAUGCACACCGCAUCAUACAUACAGCCUCAUAAACACAAUUACAAAAUCUGCACACAUCCUCAUACACACAGAUAUAAAUACAGUUACAAUAUUUGCACAGAGUCUCAUAAGCACAGUUAUAAUAUGUGCACACGGUCUCAUACCCACAGAUAUGAUAUGUGCACACUGUCUCAUACACACAGAUAUAUGUGCACAUGGCCUCAUACACACAGUUACGAUAUGUGCACAUUGCCUCAUACACAGUUACGAUAUUAUGAUUAUAUUUAUAUAGCGCCAACAAAUUCUGUAGCACUUUACAAUGGUUGGACUAACAAACAUGUAAUUGUAACCAGACAAGUUUGACACACAGAAACAGAGGGGUUGAGGGCCCUGCUCAAUGAGCUUACAUGCUAGAGGGAGUAAGGUAAAGUGACACAAACGGUAAGGGAAGUAUUAGGGAAGUAGAUUGGUAGAAUAAUAUUCAAUGAAGACUUAGUGUGGUUUUUUUUUUUGAGCCAUUAACAGUUUCAUUGAUAUGCUUUUGUGAAAAAAGGGAGUUCUAAUAAUUUUUUUUUUUUUUUUUCAAUGUCUUAAAUUUUUAUUGAAAUGUUUUUUCGUUUUCUUAUCACAAUCAUCAGAUCGGAAGAACAUAAGGGGGGAUGGGGGGGGGGGUACAGAAAGCAAAAAGGAGGGGAUGCGGGUAAUACAUAGAUCCAUACAGGUUACUUGACUACGCAGGUCAAGUAUUACAGUUCAAAUGCAAAUUCAAAGUACACCUUCAAAGUACAAAUUUCAAAGUACGAAUGCACACAUGAGAUACAAUUAUUGCAUGUAUAGGAGCGUAGGUGAUGGGUAGUGUAGGUUAAUUAGGGGAACCUUCGAGUGGCGUCUAGAUCAUGAUGGUUGAGACUUUGGAAAACUGUGUUCCACAUCGACAUACACUGCCACUGUCAAUUGUUAGGUAGGGGUGUGUUUGCUGGCCUAACUAGCUAAAUCCAAACAAAUAUCCUAACCCUAUUUAGUACAGUUUGUUAACAAAGCCUGAUAGAUUUCCAGUCUGGCUACUUCUAUGGGGUAUUUUAUUUACCGUCUAUGUACCUAGGCUACUAGUUACCUCUUUAUCUGGCCUGUUUUUUAAGUUGACUUCUGCACCCAUGGGUAGACAGUUGAGUGAGGUUGUGUAGGUGAACAUGGGGUACUGCGAUGUGGUGUAGUUUCAUCGAGGCCCUAAAGGGGUACUGGCGUUGGUCUCUAGAUCCCUGGUUGGUCUCUAAACCGGGUCCAGCGCUGCCAUUGCCUGAUAUAGAUAUGUUCUUUGCUACGAAGGCGGCUGGCCAUUCGUUCGAAAUUGCAUGUAGUGUCGAGGCGUGUUAGGACUUCUGUUAAAUUUGGGCUUUGCUGUUGUUUCCAUCUGUGUGCUAUCGCAGUUUUGGCAGCAAGUAGACAGUGAGUGAGUAUGUGUAGUUCGUCUUCCCUGGGAGAAUGAGGGAAGAUGUGAAGUAGGUAGCAUUCUGGGGAUUUCGGUACUGUUAUUUUCAUCUCUUCCAAGAGGAACUGUUCAAUUGCGUCCCAGAAUGUGUCUAUUUUGGGGCAUGUCCAGAAUACAUGAAGUAGUGUGCCUACAGUGGUUUGGCAUCUCCAGCACAUGGAGGAUGUGUUGGGGUAAAUAUGCCCUAGGCGUGAGGGUACCAUGUACCAUCUCAUUAGAAUUUUACAAAACGCCUCCCUGUGGGCCAUGCUGUAUGUGGAUUUCCUUAUUCUACCCAGAGCCUUCCGCCACGUGUCUUGGCUAAUUUGUGUUUGGAGAUCCUUCUCCCAGGAGCUCAUGUAUGGGGGAAUCUCCUUGUUCGCUAGGUUCAUGAGAGAGGUGUAACAGAAAGACAACGCUUUAAUGCCUUUAAGUUUUCCUUGACACUUAAGGAGAAAUCGUGGUGGUGGGAAUUUUCUGUUUCUAUGUAGUUUGUGAACCUGUAGGAUGUUUUUAAUGCGUAGGUAUGUGAAUAGUUCCCUAUCCGGGAGAGUGAAUGUCUGUUGUAGUGUUGGGAAGGCUAUCACUCCCGCAUCAUUGAUCAGGGAGCUCACAUUGAGAAUGCCCUGUCGUACCCAGGUGUCAAGGCAUAGAUCGUUGGUGUGAAGUGUCAGUGAUUGCAAGGGCGCGGCGUGGAGGAGGUCUCUACCUAUAUCCAGCUGUAGGGUCGACUGUCUCCAUAUACGGAGCAGCAGUUUCGUCGGGGGUAGGUUAUUGGCGACUUGUAGCUGUCUGUCCGAGCAUGCCCAAAGGGCAUCCUCCAUCGUUCCUUUUGUCAUGCAGGCAUUUUCCAAUGCCAGCCAGAUGGGGGUUGCCAAGCCUUCCAGUAUCGUGAGGCCCUGUGCUAGUAUUGAUGCUUUGUAAUAUAGCUGAACGUUGGGUACACUAAGGCCUCCUUCCGGAAGGGGUCUCCAGAUCAAUUUAUGUGAGACUCGGGGAGGUUUUCUCUUCCAAAUAUGUGCAUUUAUGAUUGAUUGGAACCUUUUCACUAGCGCGUUAGGGAUCGCUAUCGGCAGUGUACGAAAGAGGUAUAAGAUGUGUGGCAGGAUCAUCAUCUUAACAGUAUUAAUGCGCCCCAGCCACGAGGUUCCUUUAUCGUCCCAUUGUUUAAGUUGAAGAUCUAGUUUCUGCAGAAGUGGGAUAUGAUUCACUUUUGUGACUAAUGUGGGUGGGGAAGGCAAUUGAAUACCUAGGUAUGAAAUCGAAGUUUUACGCCAAUCGAAUGGGUAUUUGGAUUUGAGGGUUUGUAGUGUGUGGUUUGGUAUACGGAUUGCUAAUGCUUGUGAUUUUUUCGCAUUAUUCUUAUAAUAUGACACUUUGCCAUAACUGUCCAAAAGUGCCAAGAGAUUGGGGAGGGAUCUGGAGGGAUCAGUAAUGAAUAGUAGGAUGUCGUCCGCAAAUAGAGCGAUUUUCAUAGUUCCUAUUGGUGUAUGUAGUCCCUGAAUCGUGUCUAGUGAUUUGAUAUGUUUAACCAGUGGCUCCAGGCAGAGGAUGAAUAUCAGUGGAGAGAGAGGGCAGCCUUGCCUGGUGCCAUUGGUUAUUUGGAAGGGCUUGGAGAGAAAGCCGGUGUUAUAUACCUUGGCCGAAGGGUUAGAGUACAGGGUCAUUACGCUCUUUUGGAAUGAGGGGGGGAACCCCAUUCUGGUCAACACUGCUGUCAUAUAGGACCAAUUUAGGCGAUCAAAUGCCUUUUCGGCAUCGAGUGCUAGUAAUAUGCCCUGUUGUUGGGUUUUUUGUGCCCAUUGGAUUAGGUUUAGGAAAUGGCGUGUGUUAUCUCCUGGUUGUCUUGUAGGGACAAACCCAGCUUGUUCUUGUGAGAUCAUAUCUAGGAGCAGCGGCUUAAUGCGAGUGGCUAAGAGCUUUGUGUACAGUUUGGUGUCAGCAUUUAAUAAAGAGAUUGGUCUAAGGUUAGCGCAUUCCGUUGGGGGUUUCCCGGGCUUCGGGAGUGUUAUCACGUGUGCAAGGAGCAUUUCGGGCGGGAUGUUCCCAGUGUCUUUGAUGUGGUUAAAGAGCUUGGUGAGAUGUGGUGUUAGUUGUGUGUUAAACGUCGUGUAGAAGGAGUUCUGGAAUCCGUUUGGGCAAUAAGCUAAUGGUCUUAUGCACUUCUUCCUCCGUGAAUGGUGUUUGGAGGUAUGUUUUUUGAGCGUCUGUGAGGAGGGGUAGGUCUACGCUGCUUAGAAAGUCUAGGAUUUCGUCCUUGGAUGGCUGGUGUGUAUCGUUCGAUCUAUGUAGAUUAUAUAGCUUGUCAUAAUAAGAGGCUAGUUCCUCCACUAUAUCUUGGGGGUUGUAUAGCUUAUGUUUGGUAGCUGAGGUCAUGUAUGGUAGUUUAGACUGCAGGUGACGUGUUUUCAGGCGACGUGCCAGUGACUUGCCCGCCUUAUUACCUUGCAUAUAAUGAAUUAAGUUGAGUUUACGCAUUUGCCUUUCCAUAGUGGUUAGGGCCAGAGCAUGUAGCUCCGAGUUUAUUUUGUUAAUUUGUUUCGUCAAUUUGUUGGAUGGGUUGAGUUUGUUUUUUUCCUCAAUCUGUGUAAGUUCUUCUAGCAGGCGCUCUUUGUUUUGAUUGCUCUUCCUUUUACGGUUUGCUCCUGCUUGUAUAAAGAGGCCUCUAAGCACUGCCUUGAGAGCUAGCCAUUGUGUAGGGAUAGAGGUCUCAUCAUUUGUAUGGUCUUGGUAGAACAGUGUAAUCGUAUUAACUAGUUUUAUAAGUAGGUCAGCAUCGUUUAGUAGGGCGUCAUUUAGUCUCCACAUGCUUCUACCUCUAACAGGGUAUAGGGUUUUGAACGUGGUGGUGACCGGGGCAUGGUCUGACCAUGUCCUAUUCCCAAUCCUCACAUCCGCUACAUUUUGUAGUGUUAUAGCGUCGACCAGACAUAAAUCAAUGCGUGAGUACGUAUGGUGAACUGGUGAGAAAUAAGUAUAGUCCCUCCCGCUAGGAUAUAAGCUACGCCAUGUAUCAUAAAGAUUGUGUGUGUGGAGGAGUGUGGCAAGUUUGCGGCUUAGUGACGUGGCUUGGUGUAGUGGUCUUUUUCCUUGGGCCCUCUGUAUGUCCAGGUUUGGAUCCAGUGUGCAAUUGAAAUCCCCACAGAUAAUAGUGUGCCCUUGCCUAAGAGCUGCCACUUUGUUGAGUGCGGAUUUUAAAAAGGAGGCCUGGGCUUCGUUUGGGGCAUACAACGAGGCCACUGUGAUUGCGAUGCCAUUCAGCGUACCCACCAAUAUUAAUAACCUUCCCAAUUUGUCCUGAUAUAUCCCUGUCUGUUGAAAAACCCAGUCUUGUUGGAACAAUAUAGAGACGCCUUUGGAUUUGUGUGGUGAGAGUGCAUGGAAAGUUUGAGGGUAACCGGUUGGUUGAAAAGUCGGAGGGUGAUGUGUGCAUAGGUGCGUUUCCUGUAAGCAGACUAUUGCUGCUUUAGAGUCAUGUAUCUCUUUAAUUGCUGCAUGUCUCUUGAACGGGCUAUUCAGGCCGUUAACGUUUAGUGAGAGACACUUGAAUUGAUGUCAUAUGUUGGGCUGUAAGAGAGCGAUAUGUGGCCGCGUAACCUGAGAGUAAAAGCUGCUAUUGCGCCUGCUCCAAAAACUAUAUUCAAUGCAGAUGGGAACAGUAUGGUGACCAUUAGUGUCAUAUACCCGGGAUCUAUUCGGUGGCAUGUUACCUUGAUUAUGGGAUGAGUAGAAAUAAUUUUUUUUUUAAUGGAGUAGAGAGUGGGUGAGCGUCUAACGGAAAAGGAAAUAGAGUUCCACAGGAACGGUGCAGCCCUAGAGAAGUCUUGAAGGCGAGCAUCAGAGGGGGAUGUACGAACAGAGGAUAGACGCAGGUCUUCUGCAGAGCGUAGGAGCCUUGACAGGGACAUACUUGUGUAUUGGGGAGGAUUAGCAUUAUAUAUAGAUUUGAAAGCAAGAACCAGAAUUUUAUAUUGAGCCCUAUAAUCUUAUGGGAAGCCAAUGCAGGGACUGACAGAGGGAUGAGGUGCGGGCAGACAGGAAGAUGAGCCUCGCCGCCGCAUUCAUUAUAGACUGUAACGGCGCAGGUUGGGAGCACGUAAGACCAGUGAGAAGCGGAUUGCAGUAGUCAAAGCGAGAAAGGACAGUGGCAUGGACCAGCACCGUAGCCGCAUCUGGCGUUAAGUAGGGGCGGAUGCGCGCAAUGUUUUUGAGAUGGAAGCUGCAGGAUUUGGCAAUCGACUGGACAUGAGCGGUGAAGGAGAGGUCGGAGUCAUAGAGAAUAUCUAGGCAACGAGCCUGCGUGGUGGAUCUGAUGGUAGCACCAUUAACGUGGAGACAGACAGACACGGGAGUAGCAACACUUGAGGGAGGAAAGACCAGAAGUUCUGUUUUGGACAAGUUGAGCUUAAGGAAAUCGGCAGCCAUCCAGUUAGAAAUAGCAGAGAGGCAGUCAGAGACACAAGUUAAGAGUGGUGGGGAGAGAUCCGGGUAGGACAGAUAGAUUUGCGUUUCAUCUGCAUAGAAGUGAUAAUGGAAGCCAAAGGACCUGAUGAGUUUACCAAGGUGGCAGUAUAGAUCGAGAACAGUAGGGGACCAACGACUGAACCUUGGGGGACACCAACAGAGAGAGGUUGUGAUGAAGAGGCAGAGCCAGAGAAAGAAACUCUAAAAGAGUACUUGUUGAGGUUGGAGGAGCAUCAGGAGCAGUAUAUCGUAGACCGAGAUUAUGGAGGAUUAGAAGAAGCUGUUGAUGAUCAACAGUAUCAAAAGCAGCGGAAAGGUCCAGGAGAAUUAGGAUAGAGUAGUGACCAUGAUAUUUUGCAGCAAACUGCCUCAUACAUACAGAUUAGAUAUGUGCAUACUUCCUCAUACAUAUAGUUACGAUAUGUGCACACUGCCUCAUACACACAGAUACAAAAUGUGCACACUGCCUCAUACACACAGAUACAAAAUGUGCACACUGCCUCAUACAGUUACGAUAUGUGCACACUGCAGAAGAGUGGGAAGAGGAAGGGGAGGAGUAGGAGCUGAUGCACGAUAGCAGGGACAGGCAGAAGCAGGUAAACGUGGAGCAGAGCACUUGUAAAAUAGGAGAAAGAAAGGUUAUAGGCAGGACAAGGAGAGACUUGUUGUUGGCUAAUUAAUAAGUGGGCUAACUAGCUCAGCCUUGCUUUUGGACAUUGCCAUAAGGAAGGUAAAAGAAAAGCAUUAGCAGAGUAGCUAUAUAAUAAUAGAUAACAGAAGAUUUCAUAAGAAUUCAAGUUUGGCACAAUGUUGUAAAACAAUGUCAUCACAAGUCCAGUUUUAGUCCAGGUUUCAAAAGUAUUCUGUUGGUAUAGAACUGGGUAAUACCUAAAUCCUGGGCCAGUGAUGACUAGAAUUACUUCACUAAAGGAUUUCAAUCACCUUGAAGAAUUUCAAAUCCAUAAUCAAUUCAAAUUAUCCAUAUGCUACAGGAAAAAUAUGAAAAGAGACAACUUAAUGGUGAACCUAGAACUAUCAUAAAAAUCUUAAGUGUGCCCAUAUGUUUUGUACAGAUUACGUACCAAGUGUGACAAUACCAUGUUGUCUCUUUACAUAGAUCUGUUAAUAACUCUUUCAUAUCUGUGUGUGACCAAGCCUCUCAAUUGCAACACAUUUUAUUUUUGAGGAACUAAAGAGAUACGAUAAUGUCUCUUUAGAGAAGUACUCAAGUAGUAAAAAUAUAAUGUGACCUAAAACAUUUUAUUUAUAGUCUCAAUAUUUUGGGUUACUAUGCUGUGUAACACUCAAUCAAUGAAAGUGUAUGCAAGUACAAAAUCAUUGUCCUUCCCAGAUAUUAACUUAUUUCACCUUUCACAUAGAGAGACAAUGAAUUCAACAUGCAAAAGCAAAUUUUACCCAAAAUGUUGCCAUUAAUUUUCUAGAACUACAAUUUUAACCUGACAUUCGCAGUUUCCUGUACAUUUCCUAUUUCGUGUGAAUUUCACUGAAACUUGAAUAGUCACGGAUAGUGGGCCUCGAACAUGUUUAUUCUAAAACCAUGAAAAAAAAUGGGAAUUGGGGGCACACCCAGAACAUGCAUUUCUAAGAUGUUGGACCCAUCGAUAUUGGGGUCCUGUAACAUAGUGAUGGGCUUAACCCAAUAUGGCUAUAUGGUGAAACCGAAUCCCCAUAUUUGCUAAGAUAGGGGAUUUUAAGUAGCCUUGUUUAAUGUUGUUUGUAUGUGUGCGCUGUUCCUUUUACUGUAUUCUCUAAACCUGGGGUAGGCAACCAUCGGCACUCCAGAUGUUCAGGACUACAUCUCCCAUAAUGCUCUUACAGUCAUAAUACUGACAGUAUCAUGGAAGGUGCAGUCCAAAACAUCUGGAGUUUACAAGUUUAUUCACCAUACUGAGAAAAGGCAUUGACCAGAUAUUUUCAAAGGUUUGGGCUAACCAACCAAUAAGACCCCCGCUCCAUUUUCCAUUUCAGCCCACACUAAAAUCUACAGUUACCAGUUUAGUGAAUAACUCUGCAAAUAGUUUCUGAACGCCUCUUACUCUGAAACACAGGUCUACUUUCUUAGCGUUACAUAUGUUCAUUCUUUUCUUUUACCAGACUGGGUCUUCAAUAUCAAUAAAACCUUUAGUAGCUGUUUAUGGGUAGUUUACUUUAAACCAGAGUCUGUGAGAGUUGUAAGACUAUUUGCUGGUUCUCAUUAUUCAAUGACCACAAGUAAAGGAACAUCACAAUGUAGAAAUGAGGAACUGUUUACCAUAUCUGUAUCUUGUUUCCUACCUAGAUAUUUUGCUUUUAAAACUAUAUUUAUCAGUUCUCAGCAUGAUGCUCUUGUAUUCAGAUUAAAGUAGCUCUGUCACUUGACAGCUUCUUUAGAUAAAUCUGUUAAAAAAAAAAAAAAAAACAAUGUUCAAACAUAAUUAUUUUAUUAAUACAAAUUUAUUUUAAUUACUAUGUGAUCAGAUGUUAAAGACACAGAGGUGAUUUAUUUUCUAAAUACAAUUUAAACGGAAGGGUUAAGUUAAACAUGUAUGGCAUCAAUAUAGCCAUAACAAAGUUAAACUGAUGUUAAAUGUGGUGAUCUGAAGGUACUUUUUAAAGGGGCACUCCAAACCCCUAAAGCACUUUAGCUUGUUCAAGUGCUUUUUGUGUAAAAAGUGUCAUCUUUUUGUAAAAUGAAAAAAAGUGUAAAUUUUAUUAGAAAUAUACUUUUUUUUUGUUUUACAUUUAUUUAAAUCAAUUGACAUUGUUAAACUCCAUGGCUAUCAACCAAAAAGAGAAAUGAAGAGGCAGCAAUCGUUCAGAGACCCUGCCUUGCAAACACGUCUCAUUGAGCUGCCUUGGGAAGUCUAUGUUUGGACAGCCACAGAAAUCCUAUGGUAGGGAAGAAUCGAAUGGCUUGCAAAGGAUCUGCAGAUUUUGCAAGCUGCUUUUAGAUAUACCCCCAUUGGAAAGUAACGCAUAAUUAAAUGCAUGUUUUCAUUGGGGAUAUACUAAACAGUGGAGUACAUUUUCUUGUGCAUGUACAGAUAUAAAAAAUAGCAUUAGUAUGCAUUAAUAGAUCUAGUUAAUAACACAAAAAGCCAUCGGCUAUAGACCCUCCAAGAGUUUGAGAAGUGCACAAAGGGGGGUUGUCCCUUCUAGGCCCUCAAACCAGGUAUGUGAUAACGGACAGCCCGGGAGUUUGGUAGUCCGUAGUCAGCUUGGACUUCCACCAUGGUUCCUUCGAAAAUUUAAGUACAGAAGCUUUCAUCUGAGCACGACCAUGAAUAGAUCACUGGACAUCAGGUGAGUUCUGGAGUAGGCCCUGCCUCGUACAGUCAACAUGGGCGGCUUCUGGCUGCGACUUAACUGUAACCAGAAAUCCUAAAAUAACUUGUCCAGCCAAGCUAAACUGAUAUCUGCCAAGCCUCUGGUAGUGGACGAGUAUGUGUUGUCUGCCAUCUUAGAGUGGUGCUCCAGGUCGCGUGUUGCUUAGACAUUGAUAGGGUCUCGGUUCUUCUAGUGGUAAAUAGAAAAAAAUCAAUAACCCUCACUGCCAGGGAUAGAAACGGAGUCCUGUGUUUCGUCCUCUGAUCCCAGAAGUAGUACUGAUGGGGAGAUUGGACGCUUCUCACACUUCCAUGCUUUAAAGUAGGCCUCUGAAUUAAGUCCCGGCGUGAGCAGAAAUGCCUCAAAGAGUUAGCUUGCUAGUGUUCAAGUUGUCAUGAUCUUAUGAAAUGGUUGUUUUCUCGAUCAAAUAGCCGCAAUAAGGACACUAUAAGGAGUUUUCUUUCAGGAGUCACUCAAGAUGCGACCGAUCAGUAUGACAGUCAGGCCCCAUCCCUGAUAUUGAUUUAAUAUUUUUGGAUAAGCUUUUCAAAUGAUUUCAGCAAGAUCCAGCAAUAUAUAAAGAUAUAAAUGUUUGGUAUAAAAUGACUCACAAAUUCCCCGUGAAACAUUCUCAUUACCUGCUUAUGCCUAUACUAAGAAGUAUAUUAUCCCCCCCAUCGGGGGAAAAAACAAUCUUGAUAGAUUUUCUUCACUUUGUUCCAUAAAAAUCAAUUGUUUAAUUUUUCAGAACUACCCUAGGAAGUUCCAUACACCACUUUAGAUUUUUUUUUAUAUAUAUAUAUAUAUAUAUAUAUGUCAAAAUCCAGUGUUCUUAAUAUAUAUUUUUAAAUUGUAAUAUUUUUGUUGUGCAAAUGCUAACACAUAUGCUCGCAAAGCCGCAAUGGCAAGCCCAGUAAGAACAGGAAAAAACAUUAGCAUGGCAUGUAGAGUAACAGCACAAUUUAAAUUUUUUUUUUAAUUAUUAUUAUUUUUUAGAUUAAAGUAGAUCAAAAUGAGAAAGGUCGCUUCUAAAACGUAGAACAAGUUGAGCAGUGAGGACUCGUUUAACAGAAUUGCAUGGAUAAUUAUUUGCUUAAGAAUAAAAUAAAACUAAAUCUUGCCAUUUUGAGUAAAGACCCCUGGGCCCCAGAGAAACACCCAGCCCGUCGGAGAGGUAAAAAUGGCCCCUUUAAUAACUGCCCAUUAGCCCGUGGAGAGGCGACCUCAGUCCCCAAGCAGUCACCGCCAAUGCACAGUUCCAACCUUCAGUCGCAGGCCAUUAGCAGGGUAUGGACAGUCUAUCUGCCACAAAGGCCAUACGAGCUAGGCAGGAUGUAGGGUGGAGUAGCAGUGCUUCUGGAGCUGUACUGGGGUAGCUAUAUGCAGUAAGUAGAUGGCAUUUCGGGCGGUCUGCUAUAAUCAUGCAUGUAGUCCAGCCUUGAUCAGCAAGCAGCCUGAGAGCCCUCGGAGCCACACUGUUGGGCAGACUACCUCCACCCGGGCCCCGGUGUCAAUUGUUAGCGCCUCAGGAGCCAUAUAGAAGUCUGCGUAUAUUGCCCAUAAUUGCACACAGGAGGCGUCAAGAGCCCCGAGAGAGAUCCACCUCUCCACGGAGUGCCCGGAGACAAAACUGGCACAGCCACCAGGAUAGCUGCCAGCAGGGCCCAAGGGUAGGCUGGGAUGACCCACAGGGGGGUAAACCGGGCCAGCACCACUCAGGGUGAGGGGUUCAUUAUGUUGCAGCUAGGCAGUAGGCCUCAGACACAGAGCUUGUACUUUACCCCUAGAGGGGCCAAAACACAGAUUUCUGGGCAAACACCUCUUAGUGCUUUUAACUCCUGUGUCCUGUUGUCCAGUGAGGAGUCAAAAGCUUUUUUUUGGAGCCGUAUUGUUCGAAAAUCGCAGGAGCGAUUAAUCACUUGAAUAACAUUUCCAAAGUAUUAAUCUUCUAGGCCAGUGUGUCACAUAUCCAUCUGACACUUUCCCCUUACCUGGUGCUCAGCGGCCGGAAGCUUGCAGUCCUGACUGUCUCAGCAUACAGUUUAGCACCGGCCGUUGCACAUCCACAGGCAUAAAUAAUCCCGCGCGCACACAUUUUGGAGCCAAAAUACCGAGCUGACCAAUGGGAAAGGGAGGAUGGAUAUAAAAACCUAGUCUAACCUCCACUCAGUGCCCUGUCGUGAUUUCCCAUGUGGUUGUCCGAGAGCGCGUUCCUGUUUAUAGUUUUCUACUGGUUUUUGACUUUGGCUUUGCUUAUUGACUUCUCUGUAUUCUGAUAUCCUGACUCCUGGCUUUCCUCAUCGUUGCGUCCCUUUCUGUGUUCCCUGACCUCGGCUAGUAUUUUGACUAUUCUGUGUACGUUAAAUCCGGCCAUUCUAAGGACUGGUAAUACGUUACUUAUUUGUCAUUCAGGCUAUACAGUUCUACGUGCUGGAUCAUACAGUAAUCCUGAUAUUACGACAUGGCCAUAGAUCCUGUAGAACUGUGUCAGGAGGAGAAUGAUAACCGCAUGGAUCAAUUUGCUCAGGCUUUCAGUAUGCUUCUCGCUAGAACGGCGCAUCUGCAGCGUCUCCUCCCAUAGCACCUCAAACCUGUGUACCUCCACCCACUGUUAAUAGGACUCCCAGCAUCUCCUUAUCACCAUCCCUACAUUUUGAUGGCAAUAUCCAGGAUUGCAGGGGAAUUCUUAAUCAGGUGGAGUACCAUUUUGAGGCCUCACCAGGGUUGUUCCCCCACGGACAGAGCAAAAAUUGGUUAUCUAAUGAAUCAAUUAAAGGACAAGGCCCUUGCCUGGGCUAAUCCGUUAUGGGAGAGUAAUCUGAGCAUUGCUCAUAAUUACCAGGAAUUCCUUGCUGAAUUCAAGCUCACGUUUGAACCUUUGGGUAGAGAGGAUGACGCCUCCACUGCCCUAAUGCACAUCAGACAAGGUAACCGGUCUAUCUCGGAUUAUGCUAUUGAAUUCCGUACCUUAGAUUCCAAGGAAGACUGGACUAACAAUGGGUUAAUCUCAGCAUUCAAAAAGGGUCUCUCUGAGACUAUACUAGAUGAGAUAGCCGCUAAAGAAUUACCAAAGAGUCUUAACAAAUUUAUUACGUUUGUCAUGCAUAUUGAUAAUAGGUUAAGACUCAGAGAAGUCACCAGAAGCAAGACCAGACGUACGGCUAUGUCCCUAGCACCCCGAUUCUCUAAACCUGUUUUGUCUAACCUCCCUGUACAGUCCGAACCCGAACCUAUGCAGUUGUGGGGUCACUAGACUGUCGGAAGCCGAAAGACAGUAUAGGAGAAAGGAGGGGUUAUGCCUAUAUUGCGGUAGAAAGGGACAUGAUUGCCCAGUGCGUCCGGAAAACUUCCGCACCUAAGAACCUUAAGGGGACAGGUCUUGGGUGUGAUGGAGUUGUCCUCUAACAAAAAUAAAAGUAGAUUCCUCCUUGAAGUAUCUUUCCCUUGAUAACAAGAAGUUUUCUUGCAGUGCCCUAAUGGACUCAGGUGCUGCUGGAAAUUUAAUUGAUGUCCAGUUUGUUAGGGGUAAUGAGAUACCAGUCAGGGAGAGACCUACGCCGCUAGCUGUAGAGGUUAUUGAUGGUAGACCACUCACACAACCGCUUAUAACCCACAAAACUGUCCCUAUUACGGUCUCUAUUGGGGCCUCCCAUAGGGAGGAGAUGACGUUUCAGAUUAUUUCUUCUCCAUCAUGUCCCAUCAUAUUAGGGUUUCCGUGGCUGAGUAAGCACAAUCCCUAUAUUGACUGGGCUAAUGGGGAAAUAUUGGAAUGGGGUAAGAAGUGUAUUGGGAGAUGUAUGAAACCAGUAAUAAAGAGAUUGGGUACUAUUGACAUUUCCCACUACCACUUCCCAAACCCCUGGAGUUCCCAUACAAUACCGAGAACUUCAGGAGGUGUUUAACAAGGCUCAAUCUGAUGUAUUGCCUCCCCACAGAGCAUAUGACUGUGCCAUUAACCUGUUUCCAGGCCGCUAUGCCACCUAAGGGGGCAGUUUAUGCCUUAUCUCCCCAGGAGAGUAAAAUAAUGGACCAGCUGGUGCAGGAUUCUUUUUGUUUCGAAAAAGGGUGGUGAGUUACGUCUUUGCAUAGACUACAGGGCACUUAAUAAAAUCACUGUAAAAAAUGCAUACCCUAUCCCACUCAUUUCCGAAUUGUUCGAUAGACUACAGGGGGCUAAAGUAUUUACUAAGCUCGACCUUAGGAGCACUUACAAUUUGGUUAGAAUUAAAGAGAAUCAUGAGUGGAAGACGGCAUUUAAUACCCGUAGUGGACACUAUGAGUAUCUGGUAAUGCCAUUUGGGUUAUGCAACGCCCCGGCCGUAUUCCAAGACUUUAUAAAUGAUGUACUCAUGGAAUUCAUUUACUCAUUUGUCUUGGUUUAUUUGGACGAUAUUUUUAAUUUUUAUUUUUUUUAAAAUUUUUUAAUUCUUUAUUUUUGUCGUGCAAGAAUUUACAACAGUGUCUGUGUAGCCACAACAGCUGUAACAGACGCAGUCAAAUAUAACAUAGUAAAACAUGUUCGUGGCAUAAGUUAACUCAGCACGUUUUUGUAAUUUAGUGAACAGGAAAGACAACCUUAAGCAGUGUACGGUUCAACACAUGUAUGGGCAAAAGCGUUUAAGUAGCUGGGUCACAUGUUGGUUUACGCCUUUAUGUGAGGUAUACAGUAUUGUAUUCCAGCAGUGUUUGUGGGUGUCGUGGUAUAUGUGUCGCUUGGGGCCUAUCUGCUAAGCAGCAGCUUGAUAACAUUUUGCAGCACUAAGCCAGCUAAAGUAUAGUAGUGGCCUAAGUCAGGGCUGAUCCUGUGUGAGUAAUUAAGCAUUAAUCAGGAGCAAUCGUUAGCUGAGGUAUAGUGUAGGACAGAAACAUAGCUGAUCUUAUGGUGCUCCAGCAAUAUUUGUGAGUCCAGGAGCAUAUAUUUCGCUUGGGCCCACCAAUUAAACAGCAGUUUACAGACAUGGCGCAAAGCCAAGCGUACUAGAAGUACAUUAGUUGCUUAAAUUCUGACUAAUCUUAGCUUGUGUACUCAUAUUAUACAAUUGCUGAACUCUGACUUUAGUCCCCCCCGUGCUCCCCUGGGUGAGCAGACCAGAAAACAAAAUAGAAAGCAAAAGAAGUAAAUUAUAUGUUUCAGUAUACAUUCGUGAGCGUUCAAUUGGGGCACAGAGAGCUGUGUGACAGAUGGUAUUAUGCCCAGAUUUGAGUCUUAGUCCCUUUGGGGGUCAGCCGAUGCCUUGUUGGGGCUGUGUAUGUACCUUCUGCGGUAAUCGGUGCAGCUGGUGCGAUCUCCUCGGUGUGAAGGAGCUGAUGUCCCCUAGGCUAUGCAGUGUUGCUGUGGGCACUGAGUGUAGCUCCAGCCAAGCUGUGCGUCGGGGAAGGUUUGCCUGUCUUGGGCUGGGGUAGCUCUGUAUGUACCUUCCUGACGCGGUCACCUCCCCUGGUCCUACUCCCCUCUGCUUCACUUGCUGUAUCUGGGGAGGUCUUGUGCUCAGUUUCGCCUGUCCCCUCCGUUUCACUGCCUUGCAUGGGGGGUGCGAGUACUUGCCCCUCUGCCACCGUCCAGCUUUCGUUUUUUUGGGCCUUGUGACUAGCCUCUGCCCCUGCCUGUUCGGGUUAGCGUCACCCUUGUGAUACAGCUGUUUUUGGGGCUGCGCUGCUGUUUGUCCCCCUCUGGCCUCCUGUGAGGUGCGCUGUGGCAAGGUCUGGAGUGGGGCUCUCAUGCGGGCUUCCAGGGACUCCCAGAAAAUAGCGAAGAUGCUGUUCAGCCGCAUCUCCGUUUCCCGCCAUGCGUCGGAGGUUUCCGCCAUAUUGAACACCGCUGGGUCUGUUAGUUUUGGGCUCCACGGAGCCGAUUCUGGCCCAUUGCUUUGCCAGGGAGUCAGUUGGGGGUAGACCGGGAUAACCCCCACCGGUCCAGAGGGAAUGUGGGCUUGCAGCCAGAUUCCGGGCAUGGCAUUGCAGCUGGGGAGCGGCCGUCUCCCCUGCGCCUGCCAUGCUUGUAGGCCUCAUUGUGAGUUGUGCUCGGUUCGUCGCUGGAGAGGUAUUGUUUUCUUCCCCUCGGUGUCUGCUCUCGAGUGGUAGCUUUAAAUUCACAAUUAAGUGCCUGUGUAACGGUGAAAUUUAGCAUUAAGUGCAGAGUUUAGCAGGAGCUGCUGUGGUGAGCUUCCUCACAGCUCUGCAGCCAGGCCCCGCCCCCCUUGGACGAUAUUUUGGUGUAUUCCCCUGGUCUUCAAACUCACCACUCCCAUGUGAAACAGGUUCUGCAGACGUUGUUGAAAAAUAAACUUUAUUGUAAAUUAGAAAAGUGCAUAUUUGACCAGCCUGAAGUCCACUUUUUGGGUUACAACAUAUCUGCAUCGGGAUUUCAAAUGGAUCCUAAAAAACUAGAGGCUGUACUACACUGGCCAUUACCCUCUGGUUUAAAAGCCAUUCAAAGGUUUAUUGGUUUUGCCAACUAUUACAGAAGAUUCAUCAAGGGAUUUUCUUCUGUAAUAGCCCCCAUCACUAAUAUGACUCGCAAAGGGGUUAGUAGCACGGUAUGGUCCAAAGAGGCUGUGAAUGCUUUUGAGACUCUUAAACAAAGAUUUGCCUCUGCGGACAUACUAAAACAUCCCAACACCAGUAAACCUUUUAUAUUGGAGGUUGAUGCAUCCGAGACAGGGGUAGGGGCUGUUCUCUCUCAGAGAGAAAGCCAGGGAACACCAUUGCAUCCUUGUGGCUACUUCUCCAGAAAGCUGUCUCCUGCUGAGCGCAACUACGAUAUUGGCAAUAGAGAACUGUUGGCCAUUAUUCUUGCCCUCAAGGAAUGGCGACAUCUUUUGGAGGGUUCCAAGGACCCCCUGUUGAUCAUAACCGACCACAAAAACCUGGCGUAUAUAGGGGAUGCCAAACGUUUGUCUUCCAGACAGGCUAGAUGGUCACUGUUCCUUUCACGUUUUAACUUCCUCAUUACUUAUAGACCUGGUUCUAAAAAUACCAAGGCUGACGCCUUGUCCAGGCAAUUUGAUAAUGAAUCAGCUCCGGAACAGGUGACAUCUCCUAUUAUUCCGCCAGAGUGUAUUAUUGCUACUACUGUCCUCUCACUGUCUUCUCCACUGCUUGGCACCAUACUGGAGGCCCAGCCUCAGGCGCCCAGUGGUAAACCGUGUGAUAAACUGUUCGUUCCCCUAUGUGAAAGGGUUAAUAUCAUGAAAGUGUUCCAUGACAAUAUAACUGCUGGACACCCGGGCAUCAAUAAGUCCACUGCCGCGAUCACUAGAUCAUUUUGGUGGGAUUCACUCAGGAAAGAUGUAAAGGAGUAUGUGCAGGCAUGUUCUGUGUGUGCAGUUUCUAAGGUGACUCAUGCACUUCCUUGUGGCCUGUUGCAGCCUCUUCCUGUUCCUGAGAUUCCAUGGUCCCACUUAUCCAUGGACUUUAUUGUUGAGCUUCCUAGCUCUGCUGGGUUCACUACUAUUCUCAUGGUUGUAGACCGAUUUUCUAAGAUGGCUCACUUCAUUCCUCUCAAGAAGUUGCCAUCUUCGCAAGAUUUGGUCCUAAUUUUCAUACGUGAAAUUGUCCGUUUGCAUGGCAUCCCUCACAAUAUUGUGUCUGAUAGGGGCUCUCAGUUUGUGUCCAGGUUCUGGAGGGCAUUCAGUAAACAAUUGGGGAUUGAUCUCUCCUUCUCCUCCUCCUACCAUCCACAAACCAAUGGUACAGCUGAGAGGGCUAACCAGUCAUUAGAAGUUUAUUUGCGUUGUUUUAUUAAUAGCACACAAGACAAUUGGUCCGAACUACUCCCGUGGGCCGAGUUCGCUAGAAACAAUACUGUUCAUGACUCCUCUGGGCACAGUCCAUUUUUUGUCAAUAAUGGUAGGCAUCCUACGGUUCUCCCUGCGGUAUUUUCUGAUACUGCCAUUCCUGCUCUGGAUGAGCGUCUGGCCUCCAUUCGGGAUACCUGGGUUAAGGUUCAAACUGCUCUAGGGGCUGCUGCUGAACGCUUCAAACAUUUUGCUGAUAAGCCUAGGAGUGCCAACCCGGUGUACCAAGUGGGUGACCGGGUUUGGUUGUCGUCUCGCAACAUCAAGCUUAAGGUCCCUAGCAUGAAGUUUGCCCCCAGAUUCCUUGGUCCCUAUAAAUUGCUUCGUAGGAUCAAUCCAGUGUCUUACUCUCUGGAUCUUCCUGCAUCGUUAGGGGUUCCCAACACUUUUCAUGUGUCCUUACUCAAACCUCUUGUCUGCAAUAAAUAUACUGUUCCUUCUGUUCCUCCCACUCCUGUGGUGGUGGGUGGUCAGGAAGAGUAUGAGGUAUCUUCUAUUGUGGAUUCUAGGUUUUCUCGGGGCACUAUACAGUACUUGGUGGAUUGGAAAGGUUACGGUCCUGCUGAUCGUACUUGGGUUUCGGCUCUUGACCUGCAUGCAGGCCGUAAGAUCCGCGCUUUUCAUGCCAAGUUUUCUCUCAAGCCCGGUCCCGCCCGGUGGGCGGUCUUCAGGCGGGGGGUUAUGUCACAUAUCCAUCUGACACUUUUCCCCAACCUGGUGCUCAGCGGCCGGAAGCUUGCAGUCCUGACUGUCUUAGCAUACAGUCUGGCACCGGCCGUUGCACAUCCACGGGCAGAAAUAACCCCGUGCGAGCGCACGUGAACACGCACAUUUUGGAGCCAAAAUACCAGGCUGACCAAUGGGAAAGGGAGGAUGGAUAUAAAAACCCAGUCUGACCUCCAUUCAGUGCCCUGUCGUGGUUUCCCAUGUGGUUGUCCGAGAUCGCGUUCCUGUUUAUAGUUUUCUACUGUUUUUUUUACUUUGGCUUUGCUUAUUGACUUCUCUGUAUUUUGGUAUCCUGACUCCAUUCUAAGGACCGGUAAUACAUUACUUAUUUGUCAUUCAGGCUAUACAGUUCUACGUGCUGGAUCAUACAGUAAUCCUGAUACAGUGGUUCCUAACCCAGUCCUCAAGUACCCCCUACCAGUCCAGGAUUUAAGAAUUACCCAGUUAUGUAUUUAAACACAACAGGAUGAUUCCUAAAUCCUUGACUGUUGGAGGGUAUUUGAGAACUUGGUUGGGAACCCCUGUUCUAGGCCAUUAUUUUUAUUAGAAGGCAGACAUGGCUCUUGAUGCAACAAAACUAUUUUUUGGUGUUUUGGAGGCUGAUAUUCUGGAGAUAAUGAAACACUGUCACAUGAAAUACACUGGCUUGUUUGAUUUGUCAUCUAGAAAUGGGAGUAAAUGGAUUUUACACCAUGCCUACAUGGUCACAAGAAAUGCUACUGAUAAUCAGAUUACAACGUGCCUUCAUCAUUUGCUUACUGCGCUGGGCAUCUGUCUACAUUUCAAAAACAUUUUGAAUCAAGAUUAUGCCAGUUAUUUGUCAGACUGUGAUCCAUCCUGAUGUAAAUUUGUGUUCAGUAGAAUACGUUUACAAAUAACAAUGAUAUGCCUUCACUUCAAAGCAACUACAAACAAUGCUAGUUAAUUGCUUUCAGCAUUGCAUAAUGUCAUCCAUAUUACUUGAGAAUGAUGAGCUGGUAAUCAAAAAUCAAUCAAAUAGCAGGAUUGUUUUGUAUACAACUAUUAACUACAUUUAAAAAUUAAAGGACCACUAUAGUGCAAUGAAAACAUACUCGUUUUCCUGGCACUAUAGUGCCCUCAGGGUCCCAGUCCCGCCGGGCUCUGGGGAGAGGAAAGGGGUUAAACUUAAGGAGCUCUCCUCCUCCUCUCCGCCUCCAAUCCUUACAGGGCAUGUGUUGCAACUCGAGCAUCCUGAAAAUCCUUACUUUAACAUCAUAAUCAAUAUCCCCCUUUCUGCUUCAGAGAUUUAGUACAUACUUUUAAUAAAUGUUGCUUAUGUAGAUUGUGGAUAGAAUCUACAACAGAUAGACUCUUAUGUAGAAUGUAGAUUCUAGAUUUUAACACAAUGACAGCUUUGAUAUUACACCCAGAUGUGCCUCAGGGUCCCACUCCCACCGGGCUCUAGGGGGUGGACGGUGUUAAACUUACCUCUUACUCUCCUCCUCCUCGGCUGAAUGCGCAUGCGCGGCAAGAGCUGCGCGCGUAUUCAGCCAGUCUCAUAGGAAAGCAUUCACAAUGCUUUCCUAUGGACGCCGGCGUCUUCUCACUGUGAUUUUCACAGUGAGAAGCGCCUUUAGCGGCUGUCAAUGAGACAGCCACUAGAGGCUGGAUUAACCCUAAUAUAAACAUAGCAGUUUCUCUGAAACUGCUAGGUUUAUAGAAAAAAGGGUUAAACCUAGCUGGACCAGGCACCCAGACCACUUCAUUAAGCUGAAGUGGUCUGGCUGCCUAUAGUGGUCCUUUAAUCAUCUCCCCAGUGUUUACAAUAAAUUCACCUAUUUUCAUUGCUAGCUAAAAUUACAGGAAUGUUUACACUAAUAUGUAAAAACAUAAAUGUGGAGCUUGCCCUUUCUCUCUUAAUGCUGCAUGAAAUAUCCAGUUUAUAGAAGCUGAAGAUUUUUGGCCUAACGAUUUUAGUGCCAAAUAACUGGCCUCUCAAAUGCAGUCUAAAGCAAUAGUCAGUGUUAUGGGAAGAUAGACAUACAAAGCAGCAGCUGCAUUCCAUAAUUCGCUGGCUGCUUCAACAAAAGUUAAUUUUACGUUUAUAUUGCAGAAUGCGCUAGUGACACAAUAGAUUCAGCACUUCCUGAAAAAAAAUUGUAGAGUAUUGCAGUGAUCUACUAUAAUGGCUUUUUUUUUUUUUUUUUUUUUAUUCCUUCCAUUUUACAGCUAUAUACCAUUUCUCUCUUUUUCUAGCAUUUUGAAUUACUUUGCAUGUUUAAAGGUGCUGUAAACACAGUACAUAUAAUUUCGUAAAUUUGAAAUGGGAUUUGUGAAUCCGUUGUGUAUGAACUUUUGAUUUCCAUUUAGUUUUAUUCUAUAUUGGUGCAGGUUUUAUCAGUGUUUAAGUUGUAUUGAUUGAUCCAUUUCUGAUCUUUGUACUCAGUUACUGAGAUGCUGGUGAACAUUCUAAGCAUCUGCUCAGAUGACGAGCUGAUCUCUGAUGGGGAAGACCCCUUGGAAAGUAAGUCAUAUUCACUCUCAUGUAAUUCAGUGCUAUUUUUCAUUAGAAAUAAAUUAAUAUUCCAUGCCUUUUGUGGUUUUGCUGCCCUGUUUUUUCUCUGUACGAUGUACACUUUCCAUCUUUGAUGUCUUUUUGGUUUGUUUGUUUAUUUAUUUCUUCACCUUCUCAUGUGUCAACACAUGUCCUUUGUUCUUCUUUUGUCUACUUUGUAGAUCUAUUCACAGAUAUGAAGGCAGGGAGAGGGAUAUUUUGCUUUAUAAGGGUCCAGGAUUAAGUUUCUAGUUCCAUUCAUAUUUAAUAAUUCACCCCUCCAGGUGGUGCUUCUGUGCGUAAGGAGAUUAUUAGAAACAAGAUCAGAGCAAUUGGGAAGAUGGCACGUGUUUUCUCUGUACUCAGGUAAUGUCUCGUUCACUCUUCCAAUGUCUAUGAAGGACUUUAUAAUGGUUUUCCCAAGAAAAACAGCCUCUUCUUGAUGUCAUUUAGAGUAUAUAAGCAUUAAAGUGAUUCUCAUGUCAGGGUUUAUUGCCCUCUACACCAACACCAUUGAAUGAAAGUAAUCUAGUUUUGGGGAGUCAAACUUAUUUUAAGUUCAAUUUAAUAGCAUAAUCUAAGGCGAAGUAGGGACUAUUAUCUUAGUAUUGUUGCCAGGAAUAAGAAAACUUUGGAUGAAGUAUUAAACCACUUACUAUACAUUAUUUUUAUAUAUAUAUAUAUAUAUAUAUAUAUAUAUAUAUAUGGUGAAAUAGUGAUCAGCACUCUCGGACUUUUGUUGAGUUUAAAACUUACAGUUUAUUGAAAUUCCAUUUAAAAGAUCAACGUUUCAGUUCCUAUCUGGAACUUUCAUCAGGAUCAAACAUGUUUGAUCCUGAUGAAAGUUCCAGAUAGGAACUGAAACGUUGAUCUUUUAAAUGGAAUUUCAAUAAACUGUAAGUUUUAAACUCAACAAAAGUCCGAGAGUGCUGAUCACUAUUUCACCAUAUGCAAUUUUUCCCUGGAUUACAAGCACCCGGCUUACAACUGUCUACAAGCGUGAGUGCAAGGAAACCCUGUAUGUUGUGUAUAUAUAUAUAUAUAUAUAUAUAUAUAUAUAUAUAUAUAUAUCUAGAGAGAGAGAGAGACAAAGACAACAAUAUCCCCCGCACUCACGCUUAGUAGGUUCAAAAUUGCCGGAUGCCAAGGCCUGGACUCCAAAGAUACAAUGUGCCAAAAGAUAGCCGCUCACCGGACUUUUAAAAUACCAAUUCUUUAUUUAAUUCAAGUUAAAAUCAGAGACCUGUUCUCUGAUUUUAACUUGAAUAAAUAAAAAAUUGGAAUUUUAAAAGUCCGGUGAGCGGCUAUCUUUUGGCAAUAUAUAUAUAUAUAUAUAUAUAUAUAUAUAUAUAUAUAUAUAUAUAUAUAUAUCUUAAAUAAAGAAAGAAGUACAAAUAUAUGAAAAAUGUGGGUUUAGAAGUCUGGGCACACCCACACAUCACAAAGUGUGUAUGUAUGUGUGUGUGUGUGUGUGUAUAUAUAUAUAUAUAUAUAUAUAUAAUAUUAUAUUAUAUAAAUAUAAUAUAACUGGAUGUUACACCUAUUUGAAAAAUAGGGAUAUACGAAUAUGUCCACAUUAGGUUUAGCCAAACACUGCAUCAAAAUACUCAAAUUUGGAAUAUCUCAACUUACUUCUCUUUAUAUGUGAGAUCAGUUGUUUAGUCUUUACAACUUACAUGGAAGCUACAUAGUUCCAACCAAAUUAAAUUGCAACCAAGGCAGGUGUGGGAAAAGGGUAGAUGUUGUAGAACUAAAACUUGCAUGAUGCUUAGAAUUCUAAAGGCUAGCAAAACAUCAUAGCAUUUGUAGUUCUACAACAUCUGGGAAUCUGCUUUUUGCCCAUACUUAAUCCAAAAUAAAGGAGCAAGGAAGGGUAAUUAAAUUCACAUGUUUAGUUUCGUGUUAAAUUGAGAAUGUCUUCUCAUUUAGGUGGUAGGCAACCGCUCUUACAUAUGUAAGACAACUUUGUGUUUUGUAGCUAUUGUUACUGGUUUGGUUUAUUUAAAUAUUUACUCUUUUCCUCUUACUCUGAAACCAGGGUUCCUACGUAUUACUGCUGACCAGUCUUGUUCUGUCUUUCAAACACUUCUGAGGUUCUUGUACUAUUUCAGGGAAGAGAGUGAGAGUGUCCUAACACUGAAAGGACUGACACCCACGGGAACACUGCCCCAAGGCGUGCUGUCAGGAGGGAGACAGACUCUACAAAGCGGUGAGUGUCAGCCAAUGGCACAGCCAUGUCCAGCAUUGCUUGGAUGGAACGAGACCUUUAAUUUUGGAAUAUUCAUGAGUUUUUCAAUAUUUUUGUUCAUGUUUAUAUCAUUCAUUGUAGUAUUCCAGAGUGGCUCUCUUGUGGAUGAGACAUGAUUUGGGAGCGAUUGAGCUGUUAAUCUGUGAAAUGUGUUUGGAGAGGGGAAUCAGUGUUGUGGGGUGGACUGAUUAGAGAAAGAAUAAAUAUUCCAACUGGUCAAUGGGGUUAUAGGAGGAGGCAAACUCACUGUUAUGUUAUGUUUGGAGGAGGGAGAAUGUAUUUUAAAGUAAACAAAUGACUCUCAGCACAAACAUCAGACAGUUCAUUAGUUGUCCUCAGUGAACAUGUGAGAUGCUAUAUGUCUCCACCAAAACCUAUAGGACAACCGCAGAUAAAGAGACCAUAUGCGAUAAAUUUGAUAAAAAUAUAUAUGCAUAAUAUACAAAACAUACCCUUCUUAUUGUAAAAGCUAAGAUAAGCUUGGGAUAAAUGUAAAUGUAUCUGAUAAUUCAUAGUGCUAGAUAUUACAGACAGCCUAAAAUCUGUGCUUGAUUAAAUUAAUUAUUUCUGAUUGGCCCUGGGCUUUCAUAGUACAGUUGUUUAUUAGUUUUUUUCUAUAAAAGUACUUGUACAGCCUGGGUGAAUCCCAGUUUCACUUGUAAGUGGGGGUAUGUAUAGUUAUAGAGCUUGGAUUUCCAUCCCAGCCUUACACACUUUAAAAUAAAAUGGGGCGGGGCUUGGAAGCCUAGAUGGCUGGACAUGCUCUAAACUAGCUCCGGCACAUCUGAGCAGAAAAUCAGCCGUUUUUACUCUAAACCACACGGAUUGCAGCUUCACACAAACUGUGUACCAUGUGGGAACACACUGAACCGCGAUCUGUGCCAUUACGCCGACAAUUGAAGCCUUCUGGCUAUGUGGCAUAGUAUGUCUUGCGGCCUGGGCUCUGGGAGAAGUGGCUGAUCUCCUCGCGUAGGACUUGCUUCUUGUGCAGACUACCCUUUAGCCAUGCACACACCCGUUUGGACUGGUGGUUGAUAUCCGUUCCCCACUGGGAAAACUCACCCAGCCACAGCAGCAAGGUCCCCUGCUCAAAGGACGACCGGAUGGUGUGCACAAGAUGGCUGCCGUGUGGUAACGCUCACAGCACCAAGAGCCCCCUGAUAACUAGGCCUGGAGAGGGUGCUUUGAAUCGCGCUUUGAAAGGAUCUGCCAGGAGUUUUGAGAGCGCAUCUCCAGCAAACCGCACACUAUUGCUCUGCUUCACAAGCCCGAUCUCUACCUGGACUGGGGGCACACAUAAAGGUAACCCCCACUCAUCGCCCACAUACCCGACAGGUUCCCCGACCUUCGGCGAGCACUCGAGCCCAAGACCCUGCUGAGAGGAGGAGGAAGAUCCAAGGUCAGAUCUGGGCUGUGGAGGGUGAAGCACAUGGCCACAGGAGCCAAAUAACAGCUUGCAAGCCUGACACCCAGCUACUUCCCAAGUACAGCACAGCAGCAAGAGACGGCAACAUACCCAGGCAAUGGCCAGACUGUAACAUGCGGCCUAUACACGGUGUGGGAUAAAUUCCCAGGAAACGUGCCCCCGGUCGAUCACAGUUACCCCAGUCAGCAAAACGGGGAUUCCUAUGUUUCAAUACCUGGAACUUUUGGUGACGAGCACCCAGUGGUAUUACAACGUACUGGCUAAUGUAGCAUUAUGUUUCCCAUGUUUUUAUUUUUUUUGUUUUCUCAUUACUAUUACAUUUCACUAAUUUCUAGUUAAUCUGGCCAGCCAUACAUGUUUAUUCGCUAGUGGCAGGACUGACACCCUUGAACCUGCACAGUCACUUACAUGCCAUAUUCUAUUGUAAGCAUGUUUACCUAUUUUAUUUUGUUUUUAAGUCCCGCCAGUCACCUAACCUGACUACCAUAUUAAGAAUGUCUCCUGGUGGGUACGCUAACAUACCUUAACAUUUCUGCUGUUAUUAGACACUAGCUUAGUUUUAAAUAUACCGUUUGAAUAACUGUUUGACACAUACUGAUCCACCAUGUCAUUUAUAUAAAAAAAAGUGCAAUUUUUCAUGAUAUUGUAUGUCAUAUAAUUGUACUUUAUACUGCAGUCAAACUUUUACAAUGUUCAUGCAAGCCUGUAUACCUAAUCCUGCACUGCAAAAAUAGUUAUUUAAAAAAAAAAAAAAACUUCCAAAGCAAAACUCAAUUUUUAAAGAAAGCCCCAAAUCAAAAAAAGAACAAUCCGAAGUCCCAAUAAUUUCCUCUGUAUGGAGAAAUUUCUUGGUGGUGAGGUUUUAGAGUGGUAGUUGAAUUAUUGAACAAAGGUGCAUUUUGAGAUGAUGGGUUAGAAUUUGUUAAUUUGGACACAAUGAUCAAAGUCUUGUGGUUUUGGGAUGAUGUUUUGGGUGAUGAUCUGUGCUGUAAUGUUUUCUUACAUUCCACAUUCUUGCUUUUCUCAUGCAGCCACAGAAGAAGCGGUCGAGGCUCAGGAGGGUGAGCUUAUCUUGCUUACUUUCACGUGUACAAUGAGUUUCAUAAGUCAACAGGAAAGCUCUUUGCUUACUCACUAUAACAUAUUUACUGAAAUUAUACAUUUUAACCUUUUGUUUACGUAGAUCCAAUUUGUACAUCUUGACAACAUCAUUACAUUUUUCCCAAGUGAUAUGAGAAGUGCUUUCUUUUAGCAUUAAUGAAUGCCCAGUGAAUCUGAUCUGUAUCUCUGGAUCCAACAGGUUCCUGGGUUUUGUAAAACAGUUUAUACCUCAACCCUGACUUCAUACCUUUUACCAAUUCAAGAAACUAUAUCACACACCUCAGCCAAAUAGAUGGCAUAUUACUAGACAGUCUGCUUCUUUUCUUGAUUUACACACAGUGCAACAAUAAACCACUAACAUCAACUUCUCUUGUAAAACUAAUACAAAAUAGCACAAUUCCACUUAAACUUCAAUAUUGGUAAUUUAGAUAAAAUAUUUUUAUUUUUUUUAUGAAAUAGGAACUUCCAUAAUAUAUUCUUGCAGUUUACUGAGCCAACACAAGAGGGCACUAGAUGAUGUCUAAAACAUUCCAAAAAGCUAGGCCACUGAUUUUCAUGACAUACUUUUUGGCAUAUUACAGCAAAUCUGCCAUUUUAUAGAAAUUCUGUUCUUCUUUGUACUAAUAACUACUCUUCAUUUCUCCAGGAAAAAAAAAUAAAAAAAUCUGUGCAUUAGGAUUUCUUGCUCCCUAUCCACCCUCCCACUGUUUAAUUCAGCUUUGCACUUAAUCUAUUUUUCCCUUUUGUUACCCCUUCUGUUUUUUUUACACUUAUCCCUGUUUUGUUGAUAUUACUUUAUACGUGUCUAGUUAAUUUAUUACACCCUGCGUCUCUAUUGUAUCACGUGGUAUCUUUCUGCCAAUCUCUUUUUCAAUCUUCCUUAUUUACCUUAUGUCUGGUUUACAUUUCUUUUCUUCUCUUUGUCUGGCUUGCAGUGCGAGGAUUCUCUCCCCAGCACAAGAUUCGUAGCUUUGAAGAAGCCAGAGGUUUAGAUCGCAUCAAUGAACGCAUGCCCCCAAGACGUCCCUCAUCUCCCCAGGACUCCAACAUCAUCUCCACCGACAAAAACAGCACCAACAAAAACCCACAGUGACAGGCCUGUCAGUGGCUGCUGUAGCAUUUGGCACAACUCUCUCCCACCACCUCCAUGAAAACUGCGUGUCUGAGGGCAGGACUCUCAAAACCAGACUGACCGACACAGAGUGCAGAUGCGCGUGCACGCACACACACACACACACACACAGUACAGAGGUAUACUUGAUAUGCAUAUGCAAAUGCAGGUAGAUGUGCAUAAAUGCAAGAUAGGAACAUACAAAGUGAGCAGCUGUAUACUGAGGCAAAUAGAAGUGCCCGGUUAUAAAGGAAUGAGACAUGCAUAUAAUGUAUAUACAGACACAGGCACAAAGGGUUUAAUGUGGAGGACUCAGACAUGGGUUAUGGAAAUUGAAAUAUAGAGAUUGGUACCAUUCACAUCAUGAGAAUAAUUAACAAUCAUCUGGUGGAAAUCAAGGGCACUGACUGGGACACACAAGUAAAGAUUGGUUCAGGCACCAGUGUGUAUAUACACAAACACUGCAAACCACAGGUAAAUAUACAUUGUGAGCACACAUACAUUGAGACAAACACUCAUCACACACACAACCGGUAACACAAUACACAGGGCUGGCCUGUCCUGCAGUUUGUAUUCUCUUUGUAAAUGUUAUUUGCGUUCUAUAUAUAUAUAUAUUUAUACAUGUGUAAUAUAAAGACCCUGUUUUUUAAUGUAGGGUUUGUCUAGCGGCAGCUGCUGCAGUAUUGUACCAUAAUCUGGGGCCAACUCCCAGCCCUCGUACCCUUGUUCCCUCUACAGGUGCACAUGUCAGCACAAAAAAAACAGUUAAAUGACAUGCAGUUUAAACAGGUCAAAGAAGUUCCUUAAAGAAUCCAUUGCAGGCCUGAUUUUUACUUAGUACAAAGUAGCCUUCAUAGCACAGAGGUUUUAGAUAUCUUUGUGAGUAUGUGCGUUCCUGAACAUAUACGGAGUGCUGCAGAACAUUGUGCUGCAUAUAUAUCCACAUACAACUAGCUUUGUCAGUGUCCAAGGAAUGUGCACUGUAUUGCUGUACAGUACAUUGUCACAGCCCAGUGGCACACAAUGAAAUUCACUUAACUUUUAGUAAUACAGAUUUCCCCAUAUGUAAUUAUAGCAAUUCUUAACCAUACUCAUUGCACACAUUAAGCUGCACGCACAUAAUCCUCUGUACAUGAGGUUGGUUUGUGGAGCUUAGAUCUGCACAUCGAAUUCUAUGUACAGGUCAUGCUCUACGUAACAUCAAAGGAACACUAUGGUCACCUAAAUUUAGCUAAAUAAAGCAGUUUUAGUGUAUAGAUCAUUCCCCUGCAAUUUCACUGCUCAAUUCACUGUCAUUUAGGAGUUAAAUCACUUUGUUUCUGUUUAUGCAGCCCUAGCCACACCUCCCCUGGCUAUGAUUGACAGAGCCUGCAUGAAAAAAAAAACUGGUUUCACUUUUAAACAGAUGUAAUUUACCUUAAAUAAUUGUAUCUCAAUCUCUAAAUUGAACUUUAAUCACAUACAGGAGGUUCUUGCAGGGUCUAGCAAGCUAUUAACAUAGCAGGGGAUAAGAAAAUCUUAAUUAAACAGAACUUGCAAUAAAGAACGCCUAAAUAGGGCUCUCUUUACAGGAAGUGUUUAUGGAAGGCUGUGCAAGUCACAUGCAGGGAGGUGUGACUAGGGUUCAUAAAUAAAGGGAUUUAACUCCUAAAUGGCAGAAAAUUGAGCAGUGAGGCUGCAGGGGCAUGUUCUAUACACCAAAACUGCUUCAUUAAGCUAAAGUUGUUCAGGUGACUAUAUUGUCCAUUCAAGCAAACAUGAUUCACUUUAAAUGGUUUGACCUGGGCCAGAUAGGUGCCUGAAUCUGUAGUCUUUGCAAGAGAGGCCUGCAUCCACAUGGCACUUUUUCUCCAGUAUUUAAUAUAAUGGGGAUAGGUCCCUUUUAAAACCUGAUCUUUUAUACAAGGGGAAGUGGCAGGAGUUGCAAUAUGGGCCAUUUACCUACUCCCAGAUCAUAACCACACAAACCCCUUGACGGACCACUCUUGUUUUAAGAGGUUUACAUUUUAGGGCUAUGAAUACAUAAAACCUUUGUACAACAAGGGCUUGAGGUAACACAAAGUUGUAACUUCAUUAUGGCACAGAUACUGGGUUACCGACAGGUAUUAUCCACACCUAAAAGGGUGAGGGACUAGUUCUGCCAUGGCAAUAAGGCACUCAGGAGCUGGGUUACCCUCUGACAAUCUCAUAUUUUUCACCAUCUUUGCAAGGUCACCAAAGGCAUCAAAGGAGACAUGUUAAUCAGAGUAAAGAAGGGUUGGAGUGCCUACUCUGAUGGAAACAAAUUUUCUUUGGUGUCUUUCUGUUGAGAAAUAGCACAAAAAUUUACAUUUUCUUUCUGUCCUUCCCCUUGUUUAAGUUUUAUUUUGAACAUUAAUUUAUAUCUUCAAUGUCAUAAUCUGGGGGAGGUGGAAGAUGAGCCCUUUUCUCUCCUCCCCGCCAUCAUCUUCUACUUUCCAUGACAUUUAUUAUUUGCCGAGUUGUCUUGUAUUAAAAUAAAAAAACUAAAACAUGUUUUUAAAAAAAAUGUAAAAAAAAAAAAGUAUGCUGAUUUUUUUUUCCCCCCAAAGAAUUAUGGGAGAAAACAAAUGUUCUGAUUAAACGGCAAACUAGUUAACAUACAUGUCUGUGGUGUUUUUCUCCUUUGACAGACGACUGGUGACAGUGCCAUUGUUGUGUUUGAAUUGAGAAAUUAGUAGGUGAAGAAACAGAUUUGUGUGGUAAGCACCACAAAAUCAAUGUUUUGCUGGUAUGUAUGAUUUGUGAGAGAGGUGCAUCCAGUGCGUCUCUGAAAAAUGUUAUGUUUGGGAAUGGAUCCUGUGUAAUAUAUAUAUUAUUUUUUUAAGAAUGAGUUAGCAGUGUGGAUGCUGAUAUUGCCUAUCCUAUGUUUCUAUGAAUGAGUUAGUAGUAUGGGUGAUGUUACCCAUGUUGUGUUUAUAUAGGGAGCUUGUCACUUUGGAAGCUUUAUUAACUAUCUUCUGUUUAUAUGGAUCUGCCAGUAUAGUUGUCCAUGUUGCUUAUCGAGAAGUUGGCAAAGUGGAUGCUGGUGUAUCCUGUUCUGUGUAAAUGGAUGGGUUGGUAGAAUGUGUGCUGGUUUGACCUGUCCUGUGUUUAUAUGAAUGGGUUGGUAGAGUGGCAGCUGAUACUACCAGUCGUGUGUGUAUGAAUUUGUAUUGCUAUGUUUGAACAGAAGAGUUGGGAGUUACCUACCCUGUAACUGAACAAAUGAGUUGGUGGUAUGAGUGAGUAAAGUUCUAUUUUAAAUGGAUUUAAUAUUAAAUAAUACACUUAGAGGAGUUCAAACACAUUUGUAAAAAACUAUGUAUUGCUUACUUUUCAGUUUUUGCUGCUGCAAAGAGAGCGUGGAAUAAAGUAAUCACUGAAUCCAAAGCUGCAGUCUUGGUGUCCCAAGCCAAGGAAUCCAGAUAGAAUUCAAAUCCUGGACAUAGAAUAUAGAGAUACAACCAACCUUAAAAAAAAGAAACAAAAAACUAAAUAGUAUAGCACUGCUAUGGUAACCAGGCCUAAAUAAGAUAUAUUGCAUUCAAAGAUGG
Pelobates cultripes (western spadefoot toad) is the source of this 84553-nucleotide messenger RNA. The record is from the annotation of a GenBank genome assembly. NCBI's taxonomy places the organism in Eukaryota, Metazoa, Chordata, Amphibia, Anura, Pelobatidae.